AUGGGAGUGGAAAAGGGGGCACUUACUUGGAAUGUCUAUGGCAAAUUGUGAGUGUUGCUGGUUGACCAGUGAGCUCUAAUCCUUACACUGUAGUUACAUUGUAGAUUUCAAAACUUUCCAGAAUGUGGGGCCUUGAAGAAGCUUAUCUGAAGCUAUUUCCCCGCUGAUAUUUUGGUUCCUGCACUGGCUAAAGGUUCUGAGUGAAGAAGACCACAGUGUUGCAUUCUAUCUCUCAUUGUGCAGCAAUCUCAUGUUCUUAUAAACCCAUAUGUCGAUUCAUCAGAAGUGCGGCCAACAUGGCAACAGGAUUUUGAAAAUAUAUUUCCUUGGCAUGUACAUGAGCACAGCCCUGAAGUUGCCCAGCCUAAUAUAGUGCUUAGUGCCCUUCACUGUGCCAUUUUCAGGAAGUCUUAAAGUUGUGAGGUGUGCUUCCUUUGUGCAAAAGAUCUUGUUUCGGGUCUUCUGGGCUCUGCUUAAUGCCUGCCUGCCACUGUUGCUGGUAUCCCUUGCUAUGUAGAUACCAGUCUCCUGAUAGUAUUAGGUCUUCUCGCUACUGCAGCAGAAAUGCAUGUACAAAGAUUCUGUUGGAAAGCCAAUACCUGGUUCCCCACUACUAAUGCAAAAGCUGUUCCCCUUUUUUUACACCUAAGGUCACUUAGAACUCAGCACAUGCUGCCCUUGGGGAUUCUUCAGAUCACGGCAAUGCCGUGGUGCGUUUGCUACAUUCCCAGCUGCAAUGUAUAUAAAUAUGUAAUAUUCCUAGAAGGAAGAUGAUUAGCAGCGUGCUGAGAGUUCCCAUGUGAGUCACCUACUGAGCCUCAGGCACCUACUGAAGACUUCUUUUUAAUUUUAGCAGGCAUUUUGUUGAAGUUUGAUUUUAUAGUUUGAACUGAUUUUUAUUUUUUUUGUAUUCUGUCUUUGUAAACUGCUUAAAAACUGUUGUACUUAAGCAGUAUAUAAAUUGUUUAAAUAAAAUAAAAUAAAAAUGUUAGAGCUGUGGUAGAGAGCUGAUCAGGGAGGUUGUUUUUAGUGAUCUUCUCAUGGGCAGAAUAACAAGAGUGCUGCCUCUUGUUGGCGAUACCUGAUAACCCGCUUUGCUCUCAGAGCAACUGAUAUUUCCUUCCCUGGUGUAAGGCUUCAGCGAGAGGAGGAAGGGACAAGCGCAGAGCAGGGGACACUCUGUGUUUGAAUCCAUGUUUGAAAUGUUGCUCAGAUUCGGCGUUAAGAAGCCAAUUGGUGCCAAGGGAGCUACAAGCUGUAGUCACCGCCUUAAGCAUUGUUUGGCUGCCAACACAGAUAUACAACAGUAAACUGGGCAUGUGCAGACAUAUUGAGUAAAAACUGAUCUAUCUUUAAGUAUAAAUCUAUGUUCCUCAAGGAGUGGAACCAGCAGUGGGUCUGUCAGAACCAGGCAAUUUUUGUCUCCGUGAGAAAAAGCUAUAUUUCCAAAGGGACAGAAAGCUUGCAUUGCUAUACACCAAGGCCCAGCCCAACAGCUGCUAUGACCAAAAGGAUAUAUGCAUGUGUAGCUAAUGAUAAUAUUUCUAUUGAUCUACCUCAUAAUGCAAUCUGAGCUCUGGUACUGGAAGAAGAAAGCAGAAAAUUAAUUACUAGUCUGCAUAAUGGCAAGGCCCAAGGGAGGACUUUUCACUCAGCAACAUUUUUUAAAAAAAUUGACUCUGGAUGGUUGGUUUGUAUUUUUGUGGUUUUUUCAGAUUUUUGGAUCAAACUGGCUAAUUUCUAUCAGGCUGGCUUACAUGUGAUUCACACAUAGUAGUUCUCAUGGUUUGCAUGCUGCAAUCUUAAAUCAUAGAAUUGAGCCCAACAUGGGGCUUGAACCCACGACACUGAGAUUAAGAGUCUCAUGAUCUACUGACUGAGCUAUCUGGGCUUCUAAAUACAUAUUUCUGACUAUGGCUGAGCUGUUUUCUGAUUUGAAGGUCACUUAAGCAGCCAAAACAGCCGCCACCACCACCACAGAUAGCCUUGAACUUUGCCAAAGUACAACCAAAUAUUUAGAAUUCGCCCUUCCAAAUAGUCCCAUGAAGACUGAGCAUGCUCAGUGCCACCAAAAUGCAGACUGACUAUUGGAUGAGGUUGGCGGUGAGGACACAGAAAAGCACAGGGAGGGGAAUUGAAUGGAGGCGGCCUCAAAUAUGUUUCCAAUUCUAAUUCAAACAAAUGAAAAGUCUCACAGCCCACACUGAGAUGUGGUUUUGCUUGCUUUCUACUAUAUGAACCAAACGUCAUGUCCUUAGUGUUGAUGGUUAGAUAACAAAAUUGUCUACCAGUGGUGUGUCUUGGGCCACAAAUUUGCUGCAUUUCAUUUUCCAGGUGGAAAACACCUGGAAUUUUGGAAUACGCCUCACGUAAUUUCUAGUAAUAAAAGCAAGUCCUGGAUCAUGUAAGAACUUAAGGAAAGCCCAGACAGACCAGCGCAAAGGCUCUAUCUAGUCCAACAUCCUCUUUCUCACAGUGGCCAACUAGUGCCCUGGGGAAGCCCGCAAGCUGUGCAUUAAGGAAAUAGCCUACUACCGCUGUUGUUCCCUAGUGGGUGUGCUGGCACCGAACCUUGUGGUUAUAUGUGCACCCCCUCAAUGACUGGCAACCAUUUAGAGAUUUAUUGUCAAUGAAUUCGUCUAAUCCCCAUUUUAAAGCCAUCUAAGCUACUAGCUGCCACCAGGUCUGAUGUGACAGCAAAUUGCAUAAAUUAAUUAUGUUCUGUGUAAAAGUAUACCUCUUUUUAUCUGUCCCAGAUCUCCUGCUAAUCAGUUUACUAGGAUGUUCCUGGGUUCUUUUCUUAUGAGACACUUUCUCCAUGCUACGUAUACAAAUUUCUACCAUGUGCCCUUCUGCCCUCUGUUGCUUCCCCUGUAAAAAAACAUAGUCCCCCCAAAACAUGUAAUUCUUCUGUUAUUUAUUUGUUGGGCAUUCCAUGACUCCAUAUGGUGUUAAUGUAUCCUAAAUAAAUGUUCCAAUAACAGAAAAGUGGGGGGGGGGGGAGGCAGAAUAGUUUGGGGUGAUAUGAGGUUGAGUGAGUACCUCCUCAUAAACAGCUAACACUAGCAACUUCUGGAGAGAGACAGAGAGUUGGGUAUAUCAAGCUCUUCUCAACAAAGAAUGGUUGCAGAGUAUAAAUACUACCACUGCGCCAAAGAAGACAGAUGCUGUAAAUAGUGGAGGGGUCAACCACAUUGCAGACUGUUUCUCAAAUCAGGAAUAGGCCCUACUCCACUGACAGCAAACUGGAAAUAUAAAUGCAAAAUAAUUGUGAAAUAUAAAGGCAAGACAGAGAGUGAGUGCGGCAUUUGUGCAGACUUGGCAAUCCAGCGGAGACAGGUUGAUUUAAACUGAUAGCCACGGAAACCUUCAAUAUGCUUUACUGCCUCCUUCUACUAGGACUGCACAAAGGAAUGUCCUUAUUUUGCUGGCACUGUUGCUCGUGUUAAAUAUUUAUCUUGUAUUUCUCCCAUAGGAUUCUGGGGAUGUUUAGUUUCGGAGACCUUUCUAACUGUCAGGUUUUUAAAUUGAAGUAGUUCCGAAGGUUCUCUCCAUCUAUUUUCAGUUCAUUGAAAACCACACUGGAAGUAUUCCUUACUGGUAUUAAACAUUCUUAAUGCCGUUUUUUGAAUCAGAAAAAUUUGCUGGGGCAUCCAGUGUGGCCUUUUCCUAUUUGAAUAUAAAUGGGACUUCCAGAAGGCCAAGAUUACAAUAAUAAAGCGUCUGAUAAUGUGCAGAGCAACUUCCCAUCAUGACGGACUAAUUGCAUCUAGCCCUUAAAUAUUUGGACUGGGGGUGAUGGCGGUUGCCAUUGCUUCUAACUCAGUGGAAAUGUCUUCUAGGCAGGCAUGAGAAUGCUGAAGUGAAAAUUAGUUAUGCAUUUUUGUGUUCUUGCGCUUUUGCCAUUAUUUUCUUUUGGGUUUCCACAUGAAAAGUUCCUAUAGGACUGGGACAAUCCCAAACUCCAUAGACCAGAUGUGAGGAACUUUUGGGUCUCCAGAUGUUUCUGAAUGACAGCUCCCAUUAUCCCUAACCAUUGGCUAUGCUUGCUAGGGUGGAUGGAAAUUUCACAAUAGCAGUGGGUUUGUACAGCACAAAGCUGAAGUAACUCCCUCCCAAGAGAAACUCCUGAGAGGCAUAGGAGUAGGUGCUGGACCUUCUUACAGUCCUCCUUUGGGUAAGGAGUGCAGGCACAGGAUAAAACUGGUGUGAUUGUUUUAUACAGGCUUUAUUUAGAGCAUAUGAAAAUGAGCAUCUGUAUUUAUCAGAACAGCGUUUGUGACCUAACCUGUCUGGUCUUGUGACUGCAAUAAAGACUGAUUGAUUAUGACCUAAGAAUGAACAUAUUCGCUACUUGAAAAAGACCCAAGUAGAAGAAAUCCAAUAAUUAUUUUAUAUCCAUUUUCAAGGUGUGGCGAGGAUACAGAGUCUGUACAUGAAGACCAAACAGCCAGUUCCCUCCACAGGUAUCUUGCUAUUGUGUUUUAUUAAAGGAAAUAAAAUGUAGCAAGCAGAUCUCUUUUUAAAUUUAUCUUAGGGAUUUUUCAAGAACCACUUUCUUAGGAAUUGCAAACAAAGCAUAAAUUAUUACCAGAGAGCAACUCCACAGCUGACCAGAGAUUUAAACAGAGGCCUAAACACAAUUCUAUAAAUGCAGGGCAACAAUGGUGAUGAACUUUAUGAUAAAUACUGGGUUCAAUACCCCCUUACCUCAGCCCAUUAUUAUCCACUAAAUGCUGCACAAUGUGAGGCAAAUUUUCAGAUUUUAGCUUGAGCCAAAAAUACCCUGAGGAAUUUCAGGAGAUAAUAAAACGUUGCCUAGAACUUGUGAAAUCUCUGAGUUUAGUUUCGUGUGUCAUUAGUAAAAACCUCUGCAAAUGAAGGGUCAUUACCUUGAGAGUUAUCAGAUAAUACUAGGUGGAAAAGAGAGAGGCACAAUAUUAUCGGUACUUUCAGAUGUUUUGUAUGAAAGUAGAAUUAGAUGCGAGAGAAAGGUAUUUGUGAGGGCAGGCUAUGCUUGCCAGGUUCACAAAUUAUUGCAGGAAGUUCUUUUGGAAUUAUCCAGUAUUUCCCUGAAAAUGGCUUGAAGACACGUGAUGUUAAACUGUUAAUGCUGAGACGGUCUUAUCCUGGUCAAUUGCUGGGAUGGGAGACUGCUUAGGGGCCCCAUGUAAGACAACGUGAGUCUUCUGUAAUAGUAGUGGUCUGUGCUCCCCCCAAAAAACCAAAAUGUUUAGGGGUACUCUCAUUUUGACUCAAGAUAAUCACCAUUUUAUAGUUCAAAUCAGGAAAAAUAAAGACACCAAAUGGACAAAAGUACAGAGAUUCACAAAAUGUUUAGGGGUGUGCGUAGCUCUGCAUCCCCCCAGAAAAAAGCACUAGUAGUGGUAUAUAACUUUUGUAAAUAUCUGUACAGUUUAUCUCCCAUUAAGCAAAAGCUGGUCAAGUCUUGGGGCCUGCUAGGUCUUGAGAAAACCUCUUCUUUUGUAGUCUCAGGCAGAUGACAAAACCAAGAGAUUUAGCACGUAUUUGGUGGGACACGCUACAUGUUUAGUGUGCUGUGGUUAGCAUCCUGAGGCCCUAGAACCGUGUGUUGCCCUUACUCUAAUUAUUUGCGACCCCCAGCUUCGUUUCUAAAGUCCUCUCUUUGUGAUCAGUUCCAGAGGCGGUUUUAGAGUAGCAUGGCCAGUGCGGUUACACUGGGAGCCACAACAAUGCCAUAUAAUGGAGCACGAGAAGUGGGGUGGGGUGGGGCAAAGUUUAGUGUCACACAGGGUGCCACAGAAAUUUGAGAGCCCAAAGUCCACCACUGUCAGUUCAGACAUUUCCCUCAGUAGCCUGCUAAGUGAGGAGGGGAGAUGGAGAGAGAUAGAAGGGGUUGCCAGAAAGCCAGUGAGAGAGAAGGGUGACCCCACCCACAGUUCACAUGUGGCUCCUAACAGAUUAAAGGUAAAGGACCGCUGACAGUUAAGUCCAGUCGCGAACGACUCUGGGGUUGCGGCGCUCAUCUCACUUUACUGGCCGAGGGAGCCGACGUUUGUCCACAGACAGUUUUUCUGUGUCAUGUGGUCAGCAUGAUUAAGCCGCUUCUGGGGAAACCAGAACCCCUCCACAAAAAGGAAGGGAAAAGCCCAAGUUGCUUACCCCUGAGUUAAAAGCAGCACAGCUGAAGUAUAUGCUUGAAAUGCAAAGGUUGUGAAUUCAGUCCCUAGCAUCUCCAGCUAAAAGGCACCAACAGCAAGUGGUGGGGGAGGCCAUCCGCCAGAGACCCUGGAAAGCUGCUGCCAAUCAUGUUAGACAAAUGGUAGUACUGGACCACAUGCACGAGCUGCCAGACCUAACACAGAAACACAGAAUUGUAGAGUUGGAAGGGACCAUGAGGGUCAUCUAGUCCAACCCUCUGCAAUGCAGGAAUAUUUUGCCGGAUGUGGGGCUCAAAUCCACGACCCCUAGAUUAAGAGUCUUGGGCUUUACCAACUGAGCUAUCCCAGCAUAGGAACGACCUGGUAUAAAGCAGCUUCUAAAGUAUUAGAGGCCUGAAGUAUGGCCUGAAUAAGCAAAUGCAACCAUCUCACUUUUCAGCAAUAUUUUUUGUAGUUUUAAAAAUGUUACAUAGCUCUGUACGUAGCUCUGUCCUGGAAUGUUAAUUAAAUAGGAGAAAAGGGGGGGGAAGCGGGGAGUCUAAACAAAAGUAAUCUAAAAAUAAAUUGUGAGCAUGAUGUCUUGAGCAUUACAUUUCUUGCUCACCCAUCACGGUGCCUUUUAAAAUUUGCUUUUAUUUUCUUCUAGAGAUGAAAACAAGGAAAACCACCCAGACAAAGCUAUAGUCUUAGAGGAAAACCAGGCAGUGUUCCAAGAUACCCAGACACCCUGUGAUGGCACAUUGAGGGUUGGAAUGGGGAACUUAAAAUCCAGAAAGCCCACAUCCAUUUCAAAACCAGAAAAUGGGAAAAACCGUGAAGAAAGUCAGGUAAUAAUAAGCUCUCCUAUUUGCGCUAUAACUGUAUGAUGAAAUGCCGUUUAAAUGCAAAGUGGCGGCAUUUUUAAUCAUUUGGGCAACUGGCUUCCACUGGUGAUCAGGGUCGUGUACGUAAGCGAUAGGGCCACCAGCCACAUUUCAGCUCAUCUGGGAGAUAGACUGGAGUCGCUGCACCUCUACAGAAUGUGCGACAAAAUAGCCCAGCCCAGCCCAUGUAGCUCUAGGCUUCCCAGCUGUGUGAUUGGUCACAGCCCUUUCCUGUCUCCCAUAAUAUUUCCCCUUCCUCUUACCAGGUUUGUCUGUGCCAUAGAUUGGGCAAUGUGCAUCUACGGUGGACAUGUGCCCUACUUUAUAGAGGGCAGUUGUCCACCUGAAGGCCAGGUGAAAGGCAAAGUUCAAAGUCUUACCCAAGUCUAGCUUGGAAAAGUUGCUUUUCGAAAUUUAACACUUGGAUAUCAGACUGAGCAGGCACACAGGCCACAGGCACCCCCCACCAUUGAAAUUAUAUUAAUUAUUUUGUAAAUUUGCAUGCACACACGCAAAUUAGCAUGCACACAAAUUUGAUGCAAAUAAGCUGUCUCCUUGGUCCUCUUUUUUUUUGGUAAUGCAAAUGGCUGCCCUGUCUCAGACUCUGCUGUCCCUCACCUGCUCUGACUUCGCUUACUAAAGGCUGCCUGGAACUGUCCCUUGGCCGCCCUUGAUCCUUAGUUAGAUGUCUUUUCCCGACCACCCAAUUGUCUGUGGCCCAAUCCUGCAGAUACCCAGAUUUUGCUCCUCUCUUCCCCAGGGAUAUUGAGCCCCUUCUCCUCCCAAUCUGUGUGAUUGGGCAAUCCUGUGCGCACCUACCAGGGAGUAACUCUCAUGGAACUCAUGAAUUUUCAAGUAACAUGAGUUGGAUUGAGUUGCGUAAUAUUUCCACUGUCAUUAAGACCAACUCCAAGGAAGGGCAGUGCAAGGUCAGUUCAAGGACAAUAAAUUGUCCUGGGCUUUUACUAGCAGUGCAAAGCAUUCAAGUCAGGAUGGUGGCCCUUUGGUGGAUGCAUUGGGUGCCAACUUUUUUUUUUUGGGGGGGGUGUCUGUGAAUUGUUUGUACCCAUUUAUGGGACCUUUAUGUCAAGCUAGGAUUGCUCCUACAUAUGACUAGGGAGUGAUGGGAUUGGAUGAAGCCCUGAGCUGGUGGGGUUGCUGGCAAUGCCUUAAGAUGUCUCAAGCUGGUGGAGCUAGAAUUGUGAAUCUGGGGUUUUUCUUUAGCCCUUCAUGGUCUGGGAGGUUUGGCAAUUGGCACAUGUGUGUUCUGCAUCCAGUUUGCUCUGCAGCUCAAGUGUGGAGAGAGCUGUUGUGCUUUGUGGGUUUCUUAUAGGCUUCUCACUUGGUUGGCCAUUGUGAGAAUAGGAUGUUGGAAGACAUUAACCUUUCAUCUGAUCCAGCAGGGCUUUUCUUAUGUUCUUAAAUGCAUUGUACCUUCACGAUAUUUUGUCACGGUGCUAGAUUAAAAACCAGCUCUUCACCAGAGCUGAUGUUCCAUCUUGAUAUUCUUUUUAAUGAUUCAGAUUAGUAUAGUCAUUAAUGGCAAAUGCUACAAUAUAUUGUCAUGGAACUGAGAUAGGAUUUCUCCAGCACAGAGUACACACUACCUAUCAUGGUUGAUCUGCAAUAGGAAUCCUACAUGUUUUUAUUUAUUAAUUAAAUUUAUCGCCUUUCCACAAGCAAAAAGUGCCCAGGGUGGCUAGCAAAAAUGAAACAGACCCAAAGAAAACAAGCAUGGUAAAAUAUAUCCUAACAAAACCAGAGCAGAUAAAAACAAGCCAAUGAAUUAGUAGCUAAUCAAAACCAGCAAAAUCUUCUAUUAGCUUGAUCAGUUUCCUUUGUACAGACUCUCACUUCAGAUGGAUCUCCUUUGUGUGCAGGUAUCCUUUUGUUCUCAGAUCCCUCUUGGGCCAAUAGAGCUUCCUCUUCCAUGGAAGUAUAAGGGCAAGCCCUUUAUCAUGUGCGAGAUGUGCUCUUAAAAAACCCUGUGUCUGCAUGGAUUCACUUAAGACUACAGUAUUUCAAUUUGAAGUCUGCUGGAUGAAAAACAACCAUGGAAUUUGUAGGAUGAAACUGAGGUGUUAGAAGGCAAUGCGUAUCGUCCUCCAAUUGCACAUGUAUCAUAUGCAUGGAUAUAAAUAUGGAUAAUGAAAUGAUUCACUCUUAGAUCCUUAAUUGGCACAGAGAUGAACUUCUAAAAUGAUACUAAACUCCUUGGUUUAAAAAGGAGAGCAAAACAGAAUUUGUUAAUUUUUGUCCUAAUUGCUAGGAUGGAGCGCUAAGAAAGUACAGAAAGUAAGAAAGUCUUCAAAGGUGAAGAUGCUAAGAACCUCUGUUUGAAAGAAUAUACAUAGUUUGAUUUAAUCUAGGUGGAUGGUGGCUUCCAAACCCUGAACAACCAAACCCUGAAAAACUCAACAUUUAGGACAUGUUUUUCAGCAUGUGAGGCUGCAGUCCUAUUCCCACUUACUUGGGGGCAAGCCCCACUGAGCUCAGUGAGACUUACUUUGAGUAGACGUGUAAGGGAUAGCUCUGUAAAUCAGAGGAUUAAGGAUAGAACAGGUAACCUCACUAUAAGGAGGUUUAGAAAGUCUGAAAGACCGAACAAAUUCAUGAAACUUUCCUGCCUGUGUCAGUGGCAUGUUCUCUCCAAUGGCGAAAGCAGGCAGUGGGGUAGAAAUGCAGGUUGUGUAAACACAACCAAGGGACAGGGUAAAAUUUAUUAUAAUUUUAUUUAUUAAAUUUGUAUAAUUCCCUAUACCUGUAGAUCUCGGGGCAGUUUACAACACAUUACAAUAUAAAAAGCACAAAAUGCAUAAUGAAAACGAAAAGAAAAAUUACCCAAUAAUCUCUGCUUCCACAGCACAUUUAAAAGGGUGUUAGAUGUCAGCCAGCUAAAUGCCUGGUUAAGGAGGAAUGUUUCUUCUUGGUGCCUAAAGAUAUGCAACAAAGGUACCAGGCGAGCCUCCCUGGGGAGAGCAUUCUACAAACAAGGAGCCACCACAGAAAAGGCCCAUUCUCGUUUUGCCAUCCUCUGGACCUCUUGCGGAGGAGGCACAUGAAGAAGGGCUUCAGAUUAUGAUCUCAGGUUCCAAGUAGGUUCAUACGGAGAGCAUCGGUGCUUGAGGUAUUGUGGUCCUGAGCCAUUUAAGGUUUUAUAAGUCAAAACCAGCACUUUGAAUUCGGCCCGAAAACUAAUUGAUAGCCAAGGCAGUUGGAUCAAAUUCUGUAUCUGUACUCAGUGUAUUGCAUUCUACCAAAUUGAGAUUAUUAUGAUAUAUGACGCAAACAGCUAUAUCGGGACCAUAACUAUAUAAAAUAAUAAAGUCUACUCCCAGUCACACCGCUCCAUUAUUCAUUGGAUGAAUGCAGUGUGUGUGCAUAAGAUAACAUCUGGAUUGAGGAAAUCUGUGUUUUGUGUCAAUCAGUGCUUCUGAUUUCCUUCAGCCUUGGACUUCGACUAUAGAAUUUUCUAAUACUGGAAUUAAGGGGUGCACAAAACCCCAUGAAGCAGCUAUGCUAGCAUGUCCCUGGGAAUCAUGGUUGAUCUGCAGCUUGCACAUUACCCAAGCAAUUCCAUUGAUUAGUCAUAUUGAUUAACACUUUCAGCCCGACAAAUAAAAGAUCAGCUAUGGACGGAGGGGUGAAAGCCAAGCGCUCACCUUUUUAUUUCAAGGGCAUGCUAUUUGGCAUGCAGCGUUAAACCCUUUUAAGUGGGAACCGUUGCAGGCUGGAGUACAAUUGAUUUGAUGUGAAUGUGAGCUCGGGAACAAAGAUCGUUGCAACUUUGAUGUGCUUCACGAUUUAUUUUGUCUGGGUCAGUGAAUUUGGCAAUUUGUAGUGUAAGCACCUCAGGGCAGGGACUUGUCUGUUGGCUGCUGUGUAAGAACACCAUGGAAGCUGAUCAUGUGAAGGACCAUUUAAAUAUGCAAAUAAAUAGCAGCAGUUGCUUAGUGUGGUAGGCCUGAGAUGCAGGAGUCCCUGAGAAAUGAUCACAUGUCAUAUGAACAGCUAGGGUGGGGACGACGACUUCUCUCCAGAAACAGAGCCUUGGGAGGUCUCCUUUCUUAAUCCUUACAGUUAGACUAAGGUAUUGGGCUGUACUGGCUCCCAGCGUCUAAGCACAACAGCUAUCUCUAGCUAAUUUCCUGUCUAAAAUAUGUUCUCCUGAAUUAAAAGAAAAAUACGCAGUGGGAAGCAAUCGAGCGUUAAGAUCUGGUCUCUGAUCAAACAAAUCCUGCCUUGUGAAGGAAAGAAAACUGCUAUGAUCUAUGGUUUCUCCAAACCUCAUGGGUGUGUGUUUGUAAGAUCCACAAAAUAAUGUUGCUUUCUGACAGUGUGUUGCUAAGAGGCCUUGCCAUGAGACUGUCUCCUUUGUGUGUUGCCUCAGAAAGUCAGAGGCUUCGUUUUCACCAACAGUGGUACAGGUAUAUAUAUCACUUCAGACUGGCAGACCCUCAAAGUGUCCCCAUUUUCCAGGGACAGUCCUGGAUUUACAGAAGCCGACCCAGUUUCUGCUGUUAUCCCAGAAUGUCCUGCUUUUCCUUAGGACGCCCUUUUUUCCCAUUGGAGAAAUGUUGGAGGGUAUGGAAUAGAAGUGGGGCUCGCAUGAUCAUAUGCUCUGAUAAUAAUAAACAAGCAAGCAAGCUAGCAAGCAAACAAACAAACAAUUAGAAUAGUUGAUAACAACGAAAGUAACCAUGGCUAAUAAUAACAAUAGAUAACAACAACAGCAAUCAUAAAAACAACAACAAUAAUCCCUGCACAUAGAAAUCUAGCAUACAGGGUGAGGCCAGAGCUGCCUGUUUUCUUGAGAGCUGAUUUUCUCUGUAUAAAUAAGUGUGUGUGACAGCAAGAGAGCAAGAAAGCAGUGAAAUGCUGCAGCCCAGACACGGGUUUUUAUCACCUCAUUGAGAAUUAGUAUUGAGUGGGAAAUUUUGACCCUGACUCAAAAAGUGCUGAUAUUUAACCUAAUUGAACACAAUGAACAUAAAAGUCUCAGUCUCCUUCGGGCUUCAACUUUUGGAGUUAUGUUGACAAACUCUGGAUUCCCCUUUCCAGCUCUUCUUCCUAGGCUGCUUGCGUCCCUUGCUGUUCUCUUCCCCUUAAGUUCUUCUUCAGUCACCAGCCAAUCUGUAGGCCAGCCAAUGGCAGCUGGGCAAUCUCCUGCCUGCCCUUGCUUCUCUGUGGCAUUAAGCAACCCCAUUAUGGACAGAAACUUUAUCCCUACCACCAGAAACCCUUGGUGCACAACAAAAUUGGUUUUCAAACUGUGCUGAGGAACUUAGAGGUUCAUUGGAAAGCUGAUAGUUCCUGAGCUGGAAACUCUGUAAUGGUGGGCAAGCUUUUCAGAAAUUCACUUGUCCUCUUUGGUCCUCCUUCCCUUUCAGUGCACAACUGUAUAGGGUAAUGAUGGGGUGUUUCUAAUCUAAGGUAUGCUCACGUCCUAUGGAGCAACAGUGAGGUCCAACAGGUACGGCCAGCACCCUCUCAUGUACAUUCUCACACAUAUAACUCAUCUGUAGCAGAUGAGUCAACGUGGGAAGGACUCCUUCAAGAUGAAGAGUGUUAAAAAAAGCAACAACAAUUCAUUACAAUAUAGGUAGCCUGAAACAAAAGCUGGGUGGCUUCAGACAAAAUCUUUUUUAAAAUGAGAAAGUGACAGAGGGUUACAAUAAUAGCACUGCUACUGCAUGCAGGUGUGUCUUGGGGACUCCCCCCCCCCCCGGUCCUCAUUACAAUCUUUGCAUCAGGUUGCUGCCAUUGCAUCGAGACAACGUUUAGUACAGUCCCUUCUUGGGCCCCUCAUUUCUCCUCCCCUUCUCCAGAUGAGCUUUGAUUACACACUUAGAUUGCCCCCUCCCACCUCCCAAAAUAGGCAGCUGACACCAGUCCGGCCACUGUUUACUUGAGUGGGUUGCAUUUGUUGAUUUGUUUGCUUGUUUGUUUGUUGCAGGAGAUGGGAAAUGCAUUGCCAUGGCUCUCCGACUGUCAGAGGAAAACGGGAACGCCGGCUAAUGAUUACACCGAGAACGUGGCAUUCAGAUACCAGGAAACCGUCAUCAAGUUUCAACCCAGGUAUUCUCUUCCAAGUAAACAAAUCUUGUUCACUUCUGUUUAACUCUAAAUCAGGGCGGACACCUGCACUUCUCUGUUUGCAAGCUGGCAUAACUUGUUAUCCACUCAGUCAGACAUAGCCAGCCAGCCAUGGUUGGUGCUUCCCUGGGUGCCUAACACUUUUUUCCAGUCUCAGACAGGCAGCAAAAACCGAUUUAUUGAGCCUCCUGUGGGCUAACCCAUACAUGGCUGCCGGAUCAUAAAUUUUGCAGGUCUACUCCUGUCAGAAACAAGGUUUUAGAAAAAGAAAAAACACAGCUGACAGAUGAAAUUCUAUGCUAAGGUAACCCAAGUUCUUUGUUUAGAAAACCUGAAUUCAGCAACUUUGAAAUUAUGCUUCAUUAUUUUCUCUCAUAGAAGCUAAUUGAAAGCACUUACUUCUGUGGUAAAAGCAAGCACAGUCUGUGCUACUGAUAGGCACUUUGCUAAUGAAAACAAAUGUGUUAUUUUUUGCUCAGUUUGCUAAUAAAAACAAAUGUGUUAUUUUUGCCCAGUUCUUUGUAUUCUUACUAACCAUUACAAACAACUGCUUUUGCUCAAGUGGGAAUUAAUCUCACACUUAUUUGGAUAACUAUCUUACGAUUCCACCACCUUGUCAAAAUUGAUAACUAUUUCAAAGACGAAUUGGAUCGAGUUUCAAAUUUUUCAAGACAUUCUAAAGUUCAAACCAGUCUCUAUGCCAUUCACACAAGUACCAGUUGUGUGAAUCUUUCUUUUUCCUUUCUUAGUCUAACUAGUGCACACAAAACCAAAUAUCUGGGUUGGGACCCUGUCACAGGAAGAUUAAGGUGGUUUAUCCAUUUGCUACAGUACCGAUCUAGAUCAAGGGCCCCACAACUGCUAUUUGAAAUGUGGGGAAAUCCUCCUAAUGGUGUCAGUGGAAACUUUGCACUCAGUACUGACAAGCAGGCAGCAGGGGUCUGAUCUGGAUUGGGAAUGCCACACGGAGCUCUCUGCAUGCUUUUUACGCUAAAAAGUCACUCGCUUAAUUGCCAUGAGUGUGUGGUUCAUGUCUAGUUUGGGCCUUAGAAAAAAGGAAAACUAGGUGGCAUUCUUAACAGUGCCACAGUGGGUUCUCCUUCUGCAGUGUGUCGCUUUGUGACACAUGCAGGCACACACAAAGAUACAUGUGUAAACUGAAUCGGCUCUCCAUCUUGCCCCAGUCCUUGUUCUUGAGGUGGGCAGUCCACCUUAAAAAACACUUCAAAGUGGCACCUACAAUUACCCUCCCAAUUUUCAUGUUGCAGGACAGAUCAGAGUGCAUUCAUUUCACCAAAGGAUGGCACUGAACAUUUCCAGAACUUCAGUGAGGUAAGUUUAUCAGUGACCUUAAAAGCCUGCUAUAGGAUGCUGUGGGCAUCUUUAUUUAAGGAAGCAAAAGAGACAAAGGGCCGCUUUGCACUUGCAUGUCCCCCAUGCAUCCCUUUAUGACUGUAUGGAUAAUCUGUUAGAGACGAGUGAUGGGAAGCACCUUUGCCAGAGAUCCUGGAGAGCUGCUUUCAUAUAUAGAUAAUAAUGGGCUAGAUAGACAAAUAGUCUUACUUGGCAUAAUGCAGCUCUCUCUCUCUCUCUUAUUUAUUGAUUGUUGUUGUUGUUAUUUAUAACUUAACCUUCACCUGUACAAAUAAAAGGGCAGGUACAGAACAUAAAAAAGUAACAACCAAAGUAUACAAGAGACAACAAAGCCUUAUACUAUGCACCAUCAAAACAAGCAAACAGCUUAAAAAUAGCAGGGAAGGCUAAACCAUCACCAGCGCAAAAACCUUAAAAGUCCUGGGCAAACGAAUAUAAGUAUUAACCUGGGGCCAACAUGGUAACAAUGUCAGUGCUAGUUAUGUGCAUCAGAGGAGGGUGUUCCACAGAGAAGCAGUAGCGACCGGUGGAGCAGUGUAGGUACCAAUCUGUUGCUGUCCUGGCUACCCAACACCACAGGCCACUGUUGCUUACCGAGAGGAAGAAGGGAGAGGGAUGAGGCACUGGCAGCUUGUUGUGGUGCGACAGGUGGUGGUAGAGCCAGUCCAACACUCCUGUGACUGGUGCCAGGCUCUUCACACCCUGCUCCUUCCCUCUUGGUAGGUGGCUGUGGCCUGCAGUGCUAGGAAGCCAGGAGAACAAGACUCUCUUCCCCAUCACCAUGUAGCAAGCCAUCUCCAAGCAUCCUCUGAAGAACUCAGAGACAUGAGCAGGCUGGUAUAGGGAGAGCCACACUUCCAGGCGUUUGGGUCCCAGAUAGCGGUUCAAAUGGUCAGAUUUCAGUGAGCUUGGUACAUGCUUUCAUUGCAUGCAUGUAUGAAUCGGCCUAAUUUAUUUGAAGGCAUUUACUUCAAAACACUUAAUUCUGGAGUACAUGCGGUAGUCCUGAAAGGAGGCAGGAGUUCUGCUUUAUGAUCUGAAUGUACAUGUACUUAGUAAAGAGUAAAGGCCAUCAUUGACAACAAUGCUUUUCUUACAUGCAUUGGAACAUUCCAGAGAUUUGCAUCAUAGCUGCUUACUCCUUUAGCCUAGUGAUCGGUGUCCGUACAAAUUAUUUUGUUUUGUGCUGCUUAUAUGUCUGUCAGCUACAAAGGCUGAUCAGUAAAGGGAGGGUCAAAAAGAGCCACUUCCUCUUCAUCAGGCAGUCACUGUGGAUGGUAAUUGGCUAGUAGAAUGUUCUUCUUACUCUUGAGAGCUAGCCCUGUAUUAAGCUCAGCGAGUAAGCAGAAAGCUUGGUGGCAAGUGUGGCAAUUGGUUAACUGUUGAGAUGGUGGCAUUGCUACCUUGAAGAAAUUGGGGAGAAACUUUGGGCUCGUCCAUACUUCCGCUUGUCCUGUGCUGAGAAAUAUGGAUCUGAGUGUUUUCCUGCUUGUCCCAUGCUUUCCCAGCAGUUUUGUGUUUGCCUCACAACUUCCCCCUUGAAAACACAUUCUUUACCACUGAAUUGGAACAAAUGGCAAUCCGUGGAACCACCCAAUUGUUAUUUGGUCUGAUUCAGUGGUAAACCACGGGUUUCUUCAGGUGAAAGUGGCAGGCUAAAGAGAGGUGAGGACAAGCCCUUCUUUGCACUCCUGUAACUUGGUUGCCCUUGUGCUUUUUUGAAUUACAUGUGGUUCAAAAUUAGUCCUGGGAUGGCGUCCUUUUGUGAAAUUACGCACCAUACAAACCAUGUGUUAUACGUUGCCAUGCCACCCACCUUGUGACACGCAUGCAGAUAAAUUAGCUGCCACUACUAGUUUAUGGUUCUGGUUUGGUUCUAUUCUGAAAACUGAGAUACCUUUGAAAAUCAGAAGCAUUUGUAAGCUCAGAGCAUUGUAAAGGUACAAGGGCAAGAUUGCUCAAGGUAGACGAGAGACCUUGUUAAGCUGAGGGGAGGACGUGCAGAUGUUAUGUGCUGAUAAUAACAGAGCGUAGAAGAACAAAAGAGGCAAAACUAUAAUGAGAGAAAAUCAAGACUGGUGACUAGCAAAAUAGUAGGAUCAAAAUGUGUUGCUGAAGAGUAAAUCUGAGAAGCUUUUUAAAAUAUAAUGAUAAGAUUGCCUACUUGAUCAGGCAGUGGGAAACAUAUUAGGCCAAGAGGAUAUAACUGAGCGAAUUUAUGCUCUGAUGAUCAUAACAGUGUACUACUAUUGCCCUGGGCAAGACUACCAUCAUGAAGGAGGUUGACUAAAGGCAUAUUUGCACCAGAUUCAGCAUUGUGGCAAGCAUGCUUAAUAAAAUAGGAGUGAUCUGGCACAACAGAAACCUGCUCUAAAUUUGCCCUGCCUGUAGUGCAGUUGUGAGUGCAGAACCACUAUGGGCCAAAGCAGCACUUCUCAAACUUCUUUUUCAUAGGACACACCACCUUCCCCCCACCUUUUGGUUCCCCUCCUCAAAAAAGCAUAUAGGUAACUCAUAUUUUAAAAAGGUACUCUCUAGUGCAACGAAUGAGAAAAAAUAAAAUACACCGCCCCCUUCAGCACUGAGUUCAUAACUAACACCAAACCAGAUAUGUAUUAUGAAAAUUAUGUGGCCUUCCCAGGCCAUGCUACAUAGAAGGGCCCCCUUAACUGGUACAUUUUAUAAAAAGGAAUAAUUAGUAGAAUGCACUAGCACCAUAUUAUGAAAAUCACUGGCCCUAGGCCAGGACCUUAAUGCUAGUUUGAUAGUCUGACUUUGACCAUCAUCAUCACCAUCAUCAUCAAAAUAAAUCAAGUUCAGGACCAAGUAUAAAUAUCCUUAGCUGUCCCCAACCUUUCCAUUGAGCCCCUAAAUGGAGCUUGUUGACCAUCAGGGAUAUACUUUGAGAAGCUUUGGGCUCAAAGGUUUGGGGUAUAUAGACUGCAGGUGCAUCUCUACCCUCAAAAGCCUCUGCUUUAAAUGGAGAGGUCCCUGUGGCACCACAGUACGUCCCCUACCCUAGACAUUGAGCUUGAGCAGAAAAAUCCAAACCAUGCACCAUGGUAACUUAAAUUCAGUGCCAAGAAAAUCUUUAUAGUUCUGCGUCUUGUAUAACACACGCAGCAUUCCGGGCUUGCUGGUAUUUCUCAGCACCAAAUAAAAAUGUAUUUCAUGUUCUGAGAAAUCGACAAAUGCAAAACAAACGUUCAGUUAUCAACCUUAGAAAUUGUGGGGAAAGGGCAGAUUCAUAGAUGCCUAUAUUUCUUUAAGUGUACAGCAAAACCGGGUGGUAAGGAAAUUCAGAAACACUCCACUUUUAUGCAUGUGUUGUAAUAUGUGUAGCUUAAUGGUAGUGGAUAAAGUUGUAGUCUAGGUUAUGAGCACAGAAGCAUGGAAUGCAAAAUUGAAUUAAUGAAACACUUCUUUAAAAAAAAAUAGCACACUUGCUUGGUUUAUCUACUUCAUGGGGGCAAAGCACUAUCCAAGAGUAUUGAAAUCCAUCUUGUAAUAGCUAGAAGUCUUAUUCUUUCUCCCUUCUCUAACAUCUGGUGUUUUGCCAGGCAGCGUCCACCCACUUUCAAGCUAUCUUAAGGGCCGGAAACAUCCGUUUUAAAAAAAGAAGUGAAAGCUUAUGAUUUCUUACUGCUUGCGUCUGUACCCAGCACAAGUCCUGUGCUUAGGUGGUGUAAUUGCAGAAUACAUCCUGCCUUGACAAUGAUGCUUCUGCACCCAGUUCCGCAGACUCUCGCAAUAUUGCUUUGCAAGCACUUAAACGGAACAAAGAGUUUUGGAUCAAGUCAAAAUGAUGCCUUUGAAAAGAGUGUGAUUGCUGCCACAGUUCUGCUUGUGAAUCAUAUUCUGACAUGCAUUAAGUGAACGAGUUGCCCCUAAGAGCCCACUCUUGCAAUUUAGUAUACUGCGGAGCCUUUCCCUGCUUUAUUUGGAUCCGCCUUUCCGUUUGGUCUGUUGUUUACCGGGAUCAGUAAUUGAAGUCCAGAAAUGUCUAAAUGAGCUGUCUGCUAGACAGAAGAAUCACGUGGAGUGGCUUAGACUGGAGACAAGGUGCAGCUCAUUAAGCCAUCGAUAGCAAUCCAAGAUUGUAGGCCAAGUGCACAAAUAAUUCAGAUGAGUGGCUUCACACAGUUGCACCAAGAAUGUAGGGCCAGGGAUGUAGUGGUAAACUUGGAAGUGUAAGCCCUCAUCCUGACAGCCCACAUAGCCACACCCCCAAAGAGCAUCUGAAAGCAGCGUUGAUCUCUGUGGAUUUGUUGGCAGUCAAGAGAGUAACAAAUGCCUCAUUCUCUGACGUCCUCUAUGCUAAUCUGUCACAACGAAAGUCAGAAGCUGAAGGUCUUGUUAUCCACUCAGUCGCUUGCGAGAGCAAGGAGGGCCUGUCAGUUACCCUCAGCUCUCUGACGGAUGACAGAAUUGCUACUGCUGUGUUUGUGUGGAGAAAGUCCUGGAGCUGUGCUUUGCUGUGUCCAUCCUCCUCCAGGCUGCCGAUGCAUCGUUUGUUGGUUCGUGUACAACAAGCCGUUAGGUGGCUUGGAAACUGCGGUUGUUUCAAACAUGGAAUAUAUGGAGGUCUGGCAAGGGGCUUGGAUAGCUGAGUAAAGGGUGCAGUCCUAACCAUGUCUGCUCGGAAGUCAAUCCCACUGAAUUCAAAGGAGCUUACUCUCAGGUAAAAGGGGUUAGGAUUGCAGCCCAAGUUGCAUAUACAGUCGUACCUUGUUUUUCAAACAGCUUAGUUCUUGAAUGUUUUGGCUCCUGAACACCACAAACCCAGAAGUGACUGUUCCGGUUUGCGAACUAUUUUUGGAAGCCGAAAGUCCGAUGGGGCUUCUGCAGCUUCCGAUUGGUUGCAGGAGCUUCCUGCAGCCAAUCAGAAGCUGUGCUUUGGUUUCUGAACAUUUUGGAAGUCAAACGGACUUCCGGAAUGGAUUCCGUUCGACUUCAAAGGUGCAACUGUAUACUUGGAGAGCUCUGCAUAUUUCUUGCAGGCUUGGUGUGUGGUCUAAAAACCUUAGAAGAGUCACAUCCCAACCUAUGGAAGCCAGUUCCCAAGUUCAGGAUGGGCCAAUAAGUCCAUGCCACUUUCCCACGUGUUCAUUUCUGUCUCUUCUUUUUCAUUUCCACAUUAACCUGUUGAAUUUUAAAUAAAGACGUGUGCCCAAAUUUGUAUUUCAUAUGUGAAUUUAAACAUAUGUUUCUAUGUGCGUUUUCUCUCAAAAUGCACAUCUUAGAAAUUCUGUCUUUUUUGUGUUCUGUGGGUCAAGAGUCAUGUUGGAAAAACCAGUAAGUGUGGAAAGCUGGCAGCUAACAAAGUUCCAGCCUGUGUGUUAGUCUGGGAGGUGUGGAUCAGGUUGGUUCAUACCAGAAUUCAACAAAGAUCAGAUUCUUCAAGCGUCCCUCUCCAAAGGUCCGCCGUACACGAAUAUAUUAUAGCAAAGGAGUGUGUGUGUGGGAGGGGGACCUAUGGCCCUCCAUGUGUUGCUAAACUACACUUCCUAUCAUUCCUUUACAUUGCCUGUGGGGCUGAUGGGAGUUGAGAAUCCCAACAUCAUCUGGAGGGCCAGAGUUUCUCUACCAGUGUUGCAGUGUGACCAAAAGGCACAACCCAGGCUGGGUCUUCGAAAGCAAAGGGGCAGGCCUACAGAGAUGGACAUCGGUUCAAUUUACAAAGCCCCCCCCCUUAAGUUCUGUUGGGGGAAAAUAAGGUGGUUCUGUGUGAGGAGAUGCACUGCCCCUCCAGAUGUCCUUGCAAUAAACAGGUUCUUCAUCACCCAUCAGCAAGAGGGACAUUUCUUUAGUAAAUAAGGAAAAAUAGCUAUAGCCCUUAUGCCAUUCCCAAAUAAAGCAAUUUCUGCAUAGCUGGUUCAGCAGUGGCCUGUAACAAACAAAACACGAGUCUCUUUGUGUUUCACCGCUGUUGGUUUGUUCUGCGCACAAAGGAAAUGGCUGACUGGAAAUGGCAGUGUGUUUUCUCCCCCUCCUUUUCCCAUCUUAACAGAUGUUGACAGUUUCCUUGUUUAUCACAUAUAAAAACCAUAGCAAUUUCUUUCUGGAUAAAUAGAGGUAGGCAAAGAUGUGUUCUCUUUGAUGUCUUCCCGUCCCCCCUGCACUCCCCACAACCAGCACCUAAAUAGACUCUGAAUCUACCACCUUCCUUCUUUUGAAAUGUUGCUUUCCUUGAAAGGAUGCUGUGUGUGUGUGUGUGUGUGUGUGUGUGUGUAAAAUAAAGCCUAGUGUUUAAUAAAAGCCUAGUGACUAGUAAUAGAAAUGGCCCUUUCAUUGUUACGUAUAUGCUGACUUUAUUAAAAAAAACACCAUUUGAUUAAACUUGGCUUUCUGAGGUCCUUCCAAAGACUUCUGUAUUCAGCCUACAUAGAAAGAGUCAGCGUGAGGCCAGUUUGAGCCUGGAAGGGAGAUUUAUUAUUAUUAUUAUUAUUAUUAUUAUUAUUAUUAAUUUAUUUAGCACCAUAUAUGUAAAUGAACAGGUGUGACAACUCCCUUUCCAAAGAGGCCUGCUAUCUAAAACAGACACAUGGAAACAACACAGGAAGGGGUAAGCAGAGACUGCACAAAUGAGAGAAGAACAUGUUGUCUUUUCUAUUACAUGCCCUUUUGCUUAGGUCACACGCACACUACAUAUUUACAGCACAUUGUCCCUAAGAAUCUUGGGAACUGUAUUUUACUCAUCACAGAGCUGCAAUCCCCAGCACCCUUAACAGACUACAGUUCCCAAGAUUCUUUGGGGGCGGCAGAAGUCACGUGCCUUAAAUGUGUUUUACAUGUAUGGUGUGGAUGUGACCUUAGUUGCAGAAAGAUAUAGGGAGUAGGAGGUUGACCCAAAGGCUUCCUUGAAAUGGUGGGUUUUGAGGACGGUUUAAAGGAAAUAAGAAAGCUGGUAACACGGAGGCAUUCUGGGAAGCCAUUCCAGACUUAAGAGGCAGCUAGGGAAAAUGGGUGGAGCCAUUUCAGGAAGCGGGAAGCCAUGAGUGAUAGUGAUGAAUGAGUGAAAGGAGGUGUCAAAGCUAGGGAUGGGAGACGAAUUCAAUUCAGUUCACAUUUAAAGGUGAGCGUACCUAAUUCACAUUUCCCAAAACAAUAGGACAACAAACAGAGGAGCGUGACAUCCACACUCCUCUGAAUUUUGCAGUGCGCUUCUCCCGCCAAGCAAUAUGCUCAAAAAUGCAUCCCUUCGUUUUUUGGAGUGUACAUAGAAAUGGAUAUAUUGUUGAAAAUACCGCAGAGGACAUUAUAUUAAGAAAACUGCUCUGUCAAUAUAUGAAUAUGAGGCAAAAUUGUACACAAACGUAUUUAUAUUAGGAGACACCCACACUAAAGGGCUGAUGAAUUUUCCUGAGGACCACAAACUGAGGUGGAAAUGUGGAGAACCUAAUUUAAGAUUUGAAAAUAUAUAUAUCCAGAAACCAAAAGAAACCAUUUUUUUAAGACCUGCAAUCUUAAGCGUACAUAUUGGUUGGGAAUAAAUUCCACCAAAUGCUGUGGGACCUGCUUCUGAACAAACACGCGUAGUAGGACUGUGCUGUAAGAGUCAUAAAGAAAGCAGAAUUUUGCUACAAGUGACUUUCCCCCUCCAUAGUGCUGCAGUGAGUUGUACCUAGUAGACUUUUGUCUUGUGCACAGCUCCUUAAAAGUAGUUCCCCUCAAGUUCUGGAGCUGCCAACUUUCAUCAGCGAAUCGGGGCAGGAGGAGGAACGAUAUGUCUUGCCAAUGGCUGCAAGUGAUUGAUAUUGAAGCUUCGGGUUGAGAGGCGCCAUUCCUCUGAAUACCAUUUUCUAGGAAAUAGCAGGAGAAUGCAAUUGUGGCCAUGCUAUGCUUGAUGGCUUCCCAGAGGCAUCUGACGUUCUGCUGUGGGAAAUGCCAUGCUGGACCGGAGAGGCCUUUAGUUGAUCCAGCAGCACCUUUCUUACGUUCUUAAUGCUUUUGUGGCUCAGGCAUAUGAAGUAAAUUGUACAUUAGGAGAAUGGCUUAUUUUCCAGGGGUUCACCUUUGGAACAGAUUUCCUCCACCUUUCGAUGGCACUUCAUUGGCCCAUCCCCCUGAAAAGAGGAAACAGUAAGAAAUGAGAGAUUUCAGACUUGACGGUUUGCAGUUAUUUAUAUUGGUUCUGUAUGCCAAGUCGCUAUCAAGGUCAUGUUUAAAAAUAUAUAUAUAUAUUUAUUUCAAAUCCCUCAACGGUAGCUGGAAAUCUGCUGGAAACCUCAUGCCUGCAACAGAUGGGAAAAAUAUAUAUUUAGAGCUGAUUUAAUUUUUCUAAAAAUGAGUAUAUUACAGCAUCGGCAUUGCUAAAAACAGCACUGACCACCCAGUUUUUAACACAUUAGUCUGCUUGGGCAGUUUUGGGCAUAGUUAGUAAUGAGUGCCAGCUGUUAAUUAUGGAACAAAUAUAUAUAUGUAGGAUUAUUCUAAAUUGAGGAAUUUAUUUUCCUCUUGAUGAAGGAGUUAAUUGCUUCUGUCUGGUCAGCCAAAUGAGAGAGAUAUUUCAGACAUAUCCUGCUUAUUCUCUUGAUGCCUCCCAGGGCAGUGAUGUGCAAACUGUUCCGGGGAACUCUAUGGUUUGUAAGAAGUUUAGUGGGGAUUUCCAAUGGGAAGAUCAGCAGAGAAACAUCCCAGAAAGACUGCUCCAUCAAUCCCCAUUUGAAUAUCCUCUCUUGCAGUAUUACGACUGCAGGACUGCGAUUGCUGGCUUCUCUAGGUCCAGCACCGAGGGCCUUCUGGCAGUUCCCUCACUGCGAGAAGCCAAGUUACAGGGAACCAGGCAGAGGGCCUUCUCGGCAGUGGCACCCGCCUGUGGAACGCCCUCCCACCAGAUGUCAAAGAGAAAAAUAACUACCAAACUUUUAGAAGACAUCUAAAGGCAGCCCUGUUUAGGGAAGCUUUUAAUGUUUAAUAGGUUAUUGUAUUUUAGUGUUUUGUUGGAAGCCGCCCAGAGUGGCUGGGGAAACCCAGCCAGAUGGGGCGGGGUAUAAAUAAUAAUAAAUAAUAAUAAUAAUAAUAAUAAUAAUAAUAAUAAUAAUAAUUAUCUCUACACAUCACCCAUUGGAGGGAAGAGAUCUGAAGUGGUGUGCGUUCUCUAUAUGGGUGGGCUCCUUGCAUGACUUAGAACCCCGCACUAUAUGGGUUCAAAGUCACAUAGGAAGCAACACUCCCCAGAAACAGAUGGUGCUGGAGAGAGGUUAGGGGUCAGUGACCACAACCCCAGUUACCAACCAAUCCCCUUUUCUGGGUGCCCUCAUCACCAGAAGUUAGUUUGGAGGGGGGGAGGGGCAAGGGCAUUUUUGGCUGUGGUACCCACUUAAAGGAGCUCCCCACAGAAACCCAACUAGUGCCUAAAUUAAUACUAUUUAUAUUCCAGAUGGAAGGUUUUUUUUCUCCUUCACCCAAGCAUUUUAGGUUAUGCUAUGUAGAUUGUGUUGCGUUGCUUCAAAUUUUGCUGCUGGGUUGUUAGUUAUUUUACGGCGUUGCACCCUGCCCUGGAAACAAUGCCCUCCCUGCCUGAUGAAAGGCAACAUAGAAGUUCUUGAAACAAAAUGAAUUGAAUCAUUUAACGCUCCUAUGAGCCAAAAGCCACCCUGUAUCUCUGGAUGAGGGAAGUUCUAAUGCUGAAUGUUCUGGCCUUGCCUUCUUCCCGUCUGCCUCUGCUGGAUGGGUCACGGUGCAAUGUCUUUUGUGUAGAAUGCAGUUUGGUUUGUUCAGUUCUUCCCGGUGCAGAGAAGGAGCACAAGUUAUUUGCAUGAGGAGGAGAAGGAGGUACUUGCAGGACAAGUGGUUAAUGCAGAAACCCUGAAGCUAAACUUCUGUGAGGGUGUGCAUUUGUCACUCUUGCACACUCUAAAAGUUAAACCUUUCCCCCCCCUGCAAGAGGAAUAUAUGAAGUGUCUCUUCCAGCUUUGAUUCAGAAAACACCUGGCAGUUAUCAGAAGUCUGAGAAACAUUGGUGUAGGGUAGGGAUGGAUGAAUCUUAUCCAUGCUGGUUUCUCUUGGUUUCUCAUUUUUCCAUUCUUAAAUCCAGUUCUCCACAUUUCUCCAGCAAUUUGCAUUAAAAAAAAGAAUCAUGAAAAUUUACCGGUGCUUUAGUGUGAAUUUCUCCUAAUAAACACAUUUUAAUGCAAUUUUCAUUAAUAUAACACAUCUCUGCAAACAUUUUUCACUAACGUAACAACACAUUUCUGCACAUUUUCACUAAAAUCUGCAUUUUCAUAUAUACUUUCUACAAAUACACACAUUUUUGCACACACUGUUUAGUGAUAGAACUGUAUCACAAAAUUCUGAGAAAUGUGAAUUUCCAAGGAUACCUGGGUUUCGGUUCACAUAAGGGUCAGGAAAUGCAGAUUAGGUGAUUUCUCAUUAUAAUGCAAACAAAAUUGAACUCCACCUCUAGUUGAGGGUAUAUUUGCAUACAGUGUAAGAGGUUUUCGGUUCGGAUAAAGAUAUUGCUGGAUUGAGCUCCUGUACCCCUCUCCCUGGGCUGUCACUUGCCGGUCUGCAGUUUAAGAGCCAGUGUGGUAUAGUGGUUAGAUUGCUGGAUGAGGGCCUUGGGAGACAAGGGUUCAAGCCCCCAUUCAGCUGUGAAGCUCCCUGGGUGACCUUGGGUCAGUCACUGUCUUUCAGCUUAACUUUUCUGGUAGGGUUGUUGUGAGUGUAAAAUCGGGAAGCCAAGAACUGUGGUUGCUACCUUGAGCUCUGUAGAGUUGGGGUAUGAAUGCAAAUCAAUCAAUCAAUCAAAUUAAAAUCAAAUGUAAGCUGUAGAAAUAUGAGGUCACACAUUUUUGGAGCAAUGCUCGUUUAUGCCAGCGUUGACAAGCUCUCCUCAUUUUGCUUUAUCUUGGAUUGUUACCUGCUCAGAGGGUAUGAACUCUUUUGCGUUCUGCCCUGCAUUUGGGGGUGUGGGGGGAGAAAUUGUACUUUCAUGGUCUUCACACGGACUUCCGUCACCUCCUCGGUCCAUGAAUGAUUAGGGCUGUGGGAAUGCUUGCGUCCCAGCAAGAUGCUUGUAUCAGAUUAUGCGGCUAGAAUAUUGCACUCUGUAUUCAAGACUGGGAAUGAGAAAUGGAUCAAGCGUGAAACAGGAGCUGGAGGAGCUACUAAGAGAUAAAGAGCCUUUGCCGUCAUUGAUUUGUUUGCGGCGAAUGACAAAGAUCUGUUAAUUUUGCCCUGGCGCGGGAUGGGAAAUGAAAAGCCAACCCUCUUUUCCAAAAAAAAAAGAAAAGAAAAAAAAAGAGGAGCCUAGAAAUGUAACCCUUUGCUUUCAGCAAUGUAUUGCACAAUAUUCUAUGGAGGGAUUUUAUUCUCCCCCUUUUUUAUGAAUGGAAAAGGGGGAGGGGCUUAAUGCCACCGGGCCCCGCAAUCAGCAUAACCUGUGAAAUCCUUACAUGGCAUUUUUUGCUCUGAGAGCAAAGCCUCCAGCUUCUCAGACUGGCUUUCAGGAACAAAUCUUUUCUUCUUUUUUGCUGAUGAGAUGAUCUUUCCCUUGUGUCAUAAAUAAUCCAGAUCAGUUAAAUAGAUGGAGGAAACGAAGGCGCAUAAGGAGUAUGGCAUGUCUAAGCAGUUAAUUCACUUUUCCUGAGCUGCGAGGAGGAGCAGCCUUUCCUGCAGACAGCCCCAAGGAGCUGAAGACUUGAUCCUUGCCAUUCCCUUCGCUCUCCAUCUAUCCCAAUGUUCUGUUUUUGCCUGCAGAAUUCUUUGCUGAAGCUGCAAGCCCUUGAAACUGACCUCUGCUCUGCGUUUCUGCCGAACCAGGAAGAAACACCACAGCUGCCGGCUUCAAAAGACCCAGUCGCUUCAUCGAUCCCAACCAGCAGUGUGCAAGUUGAUGGGGAGAGUUGUGGAGGUAAGAGAAGGUCUUUGUUAAUGGGCUGUCCUUGUUUCUGAUUAUAGAGGCCACUCAGUGGCCUACAUCUUGACCUAAUAAAUUGCAGCCCCCCCUUCAAACAGCACGGAGGGCUGAGGCAUAAUUUGGGGGCACAAGUGUUUAUUAUUAUUAUUAUUAUUGAUUAAAUAAAAGUUAAUACAGUCACACACACACACACACACACGUGAUUGUGAGAGGAGAAAUGAAGGAAAGCCAAAUGCCAUUUUGUUUGUGUUUUGAUUCAUAUAAAUACUGAUUACUUUGGGGAAGAGCACUGUCUUAAAUUUGGCCAGUUCCUUCAUUUUCACACAAAAGUGGUUUUUGUAGGUUUCCAGCCAUUUCACUUCUGAUAUGUUCUGCUGUUAGGAUUGUGCUAACAUGUGCUCUUUUUCAGUGUCUGUUGCCUGUGUUCCCCCAACUCCAGCACACACACUCGCACACUUGUGCCAGGCCAUUGUUGAUUUCCCAAUUCUGUUAUUGAUUGCAGAUUGACUGCCUGAGCAGAGCAAGUGGAAGACUUAAAAGCCACACAUUAAUUUUCAUCACCAAUGACUUGCUCAUCAAACACACUCUUUUUUGUGUGCAUCCUUUUUUUUGUUCAUUCCUCCCCUUUCCUUUCUCGCUCAAAAUCAACUGUUUGAAAUAAAUGGAUUUGAAGCUUGGGAUUCUUUUCUGUCAAUUCAGAGCUUGUAAUCACGCAGAUGGCAUGAGAUGGAUUCCUGGGUUCAGGCAGAAGGCAAAUCACCGUGCAUGAAAGUGGGUCAUAGUUAGCAAGACCAGUAUAGCAAGCAGAUGAGUUAUAGGCAAGCUUAAAAUCUGCAGACCGUGUGUGGUCUCCAUUAAGGCAAAUGGGUCAGUAUUACAUGGCCUAAUCCCAAGGUAAUUUUUAUAGAUAAAUAAAGUGACUGUAGCAAAAAAGCUUAUUUCAAAAGCUUUUUAUUCUCGGUCAUUUUGCAAAGGCUAACCCAUCUCUUUCUAAGAAUCUCUCAAAUUAGUUUGGCAGUUCUACCUUUUGAGAUGCAUUUCACAUCCUUAAAAGCCACUGGUGCAAAAACUCUAUAGCUCUCAAGGGCUAGAGAGAUCCUCAUUAGAUGUGCCCCAAUUAAGGCAAAGAAAGGAAGAUGCAUCCAGCUGCUUCCGUCAGCAUCCUUUAUUUUGUCUUGGUUUAAGAUAUAUAAAAGAGACUCAAGCCACUCUGCUUUUAAAAUUGCUGAGUAGAUCAAUUUGAGGUGAAAGAAAGAAGCCACCGUCCUCCAUGCUCAAGGUCGCUCUUCCUCUGAUACGGCAAAAUUCAGUCCACACAGCAGGCAUAGCCAAUGUAAUUCUGCCCAGAUGUUGGACUAUAGCUCUAACUAUUGGCCAUGCUGACUGGGGAUGAUGGGAGUUGUAGUUCAACAACAUUUGGAGGGUAGGCUGUUGGCUGCUCCAGCACACACACAUUCAAAAGCAGCCAAUGCACAUCUCCCCUGAAUUCAUUCUCUCAUGUCCAUGAGGAUCAUUGUUCCAGGGCUAGCACAUUUGUAAGUUAUUCUUAAGUUGCACUGGAACUGGAAGGAUUUUAUUUCCCCCCUGGCCACCCGCAACUUCCCUGCACUUCCCUGUUUUGAGAAUUGUGGACUUCUCUUGUUCAUGAGCUAGGAGGCACAGAUCUCACUGGAAAAGCUUUGCAUCAAAGUUCAUGAUAUAUAAAAUAAAGGAAAAUAACAUCAAUCUUGAUCUUUGUAUAUUUGGAGCAUAACAAAAUGGCUUGUGGCCAUUGUGCUGAGGGAGUUGAUUUCACCCUAAGCGUUUGUUUGCCAAUUGAACCAAACUUAGGGCCGAGCCAUUAAAUCAGUUAAGAAAAGCCAUGCGAAUAUACAAAAGUGAGGGUACAAUAUUUGUCAUAAGAAGCCAACUCCUCCCUUUGCCCCAACCUGAUUAGCCUUGCCUUAAUACAGAGCUGCACAGCUUGCAAAUGAUCUUGUUGUUCAGUUACCAGUCACGUAUGCUUGGUUUUGCGUCCAGCCUGGUUCUGCAAUAACAGGGCGGUUGUCAGACUCGCCGGCGGGUCAUUGCGUGUGGCUGGCAGGGUGAAUUCAACCAUGUGGGGAGCCUGUUGUGGAAGACCUGCUUUCUCUGUACACGUUCUGAUCACAAACCUAUUUGAAGAAGCAGAUUCAUGGCUGGAGCAUAUGAUAGGCUUCCAUAAAAUAUUACCUGCAUUGACUGCCUCUGUGGGGCAACUGCUUUUGUCUCACCCCACAGAGCGGUUUAAAGUGGUUGCCAUGCAGCAUCUACAUUGUGUACAGCUCACAGCAACUAUUCUGCAGUUGCAUAAUUCCCAGAUCUUUCAGCCAAAGGUCUGCUGAAAGUCCGCUUCACGCUGGAUUGAAACUCCCAACAUGGCUGAUGGGAGUUGGAACUCUACAACCUCUGGAGGGCCACAGGUUAGCCACAGGUGGAUUGUAACUCCACAAUCACAUGUGCUGGCGAAACUCAACACCCCUUUCUUGGGACUGCAGAAACAGGAGAGGUGUCCCAUUCUGGCUUGUCUGGUGAGCUGCUUUUGGCUGCAGAGGAUUAAAAGCUGAGCAGGCAAAAUAAAAGUUCUUACCUAAGAAUGCAUGUAAAGCAGAGCACAGCUCACAAUGCAGCAAGGUUGCCUUGUGCAGACAAAUGAGUUUCUGUCUGUGGACCCUCUUCUGGACCAAACCCUUCACAGGUCCAAAGGUACUACUGGGUAGGAAACUGCAGUGCUGCUUACACUGUGGUUCCUUGCUGAACUUGGGCGUUCAAAUGUAUUGAAGCACAGGCGUGUGCAUAACCAUGGUGCUAUCAGCUUUGUGUGUGUCGAAAGGGGGUUGAUUCCAAGUACCCUCUUUUUCCUUCUCCCUCUCCCUCUCCACCUUUGAAUGACCAUACUGAAAUGUGGAGCACCUGUUUGGUGGAGAGAAUAGCAAUAAUCUCUGGAUUCAGGCCUCCAUGAAGUGUUGUUCUGUAAUGUCAGUAUUGUGUCCCUGUAAUUUCCUAUGCAUAGUGUACAAACUACUCCUACAGGUCUUAGCUCACUUAUCUCUCGUCUCAGGUGUAUGGAUCUGUUUAUGAUUAAACACACAAGCAUAGUUUCCCAGGAAAAUACAUAUGCACCCCAAGUGUCAAAGUGCUGGUUCACCCCAUACUCCAUCUUUUAAAGACCAGCUAGAAUGUUAACAAUAGGCAGUCUUUAUAUGAAAAGGAAAACUUGCCCUUUCGUUUUAAUGUAAAUAUAAAAUCUAUCUUGGGUGGAUUGUGUGAGUGGUGAUUGAUCCAUGAUCAUAAAUUAUAGAAGCUGCCAGUCAAUACAGUUUAGAAGUCGGGGGAAAGAAAACUAGGUCAGAUUCGCUCCUCAUGAUGUCUGCCAGAAUGCAGCACUAUUCAUUAGUAUGUGUUUUUCCCCCUUUAAAGAGAUUUAUUAGAAGCUCGCAAGCUCUUUAAUCCUUAUAUAUAUAUAGAGAGAGAGAGUUUGUUUUGUUGUUUGCCACUAUGGGCUACUGGGAGGAAGGGUGCAAUAAAAAUCUAAUAAAUACUACUACUACUAAAUACAUGUAUUGCAAAUGCCAUCUAUUUAGCCUAAUAAAUUGUUUUGAUCCAGCUGUUUUAACUUUAGAUAAAAAUUAGGCUUUGCGUGCUCUGAAAGAAACUGAUAGGGGUAAAAAGGUCCCCCCCCUUUAUUAUUACAUGGCUCAUUUGUUCGAUGUUUUGUAAUAUUUUGAAAAGAGUCAUACAACCCAUUUUAAAGUAGGGUUGUCCUCUUUUUCCAGGACAUGUCCUCCUUUUCAUGGGUAGUCAUCAUAGCGAUCCCUAGUUAAAAGAAGAAGUCGGCAAAUGUGCCCUCUUUUUUGCUCUUCAAAAUUUGGCAACUCUACUUUAGAUGUUCUUUGGUGGAUGUAAGCAAUCCCAUUCGUCUCUUUAUAGGGAGCUACUUAGGCCCAAGGACUGCCUAAUAUAGCUAGCAUAUAACCUUUUUAGUGUCGUGUCAGGAUUCACGAACACAUAGUAUUUUAAGAGUGCGAGAAAACUAUUAUCUCAGGAAGUGUAAUAGAAAGAUUUAUUCACUUAUGCCUUACUGCUGCUAGUAAGUUUCAUUCAUGUCAACCCUGACUCCAGUCCACUGAGGGAUGGCUGUUCCUCAGUCUAUUUAGCCAAGCAGCAUCUUUGCAUGCAACUGGCAAUUUAUUCUUCCAAUAUUCACCAUGUGGCCUUGCCCUAAGCAUGUUAACUCAGAAUUAGAUACCACUAGGUUCCUUAGGACUUCCUUCCAGUAAGUUUGUUAGGAUGUCAGUUUUAAAGUUUUUCUUUUAAACUAUUUUUGAUGUGCACAACCUUCUCUUGGUAUAUGCUUACAUCCCUUUUCCGCUAUGUCAUGUCACAACUUUCUCCAGGGAGCACUGGAGGCUCUUUCAACGUGUGCAGCUAAUGAGCUUUGCCCUUCUAAAUGCCUGUUAAAUUCAUCUUGUCAUUGCAGAGCCUGCACAAGUCUACAAAGAGGGCCAGGCAGAUGCAGACAAUGGACAUGAAGACCACCAUUCCUUAGGGACCAGCAGGCUGCUGUAUCACAUUACUGAUGGAGAUAAUCCUCUGCUGUCUCCUCGCUGCUCUAUUUUUAGCCAAAGCCAGAGAUUUAAUUUAGACCCUGAAUCAGCUCCUUCUCCACCAAGUGCUCAACUGUUCAUGAUGUAAGCUAAGACAUGGUUUAUUUCCCAGGGCUGCCUCUGCGUGGCAUAUAUAUAUUCUCUUUAAUAUAUAUCUGAUGCUUUCCUCCCACCUAUUAAAUAGCAAACACCAAAUGAUAAUGAUGUGGGGAUAGCUCAGUUGGUAGAGCAUGAGACUCUUAAUAUCAGGGUUGUGGGUUCGAGCCCCACCUUGGGCAAAAGAUUCUUGCAUUGCAGGGGGUUGUACUAGAUGACCCACGUGGUCCCUGCCAACUCUACGAUAUGAUAACCCUUUCCAGAGUGAAACAAGUGGAAACUUCCUCCAAAGAAUCCUGGGAAUUGUAGUUUGGUAUAGGUGGUGAGAAUUUUGUUAGCCCCCUGCUCACAGAACCUCAAUUCCCAGUGUUCUCUGGGGAAAGGUAAUAACUUAAACAGGUCUAGGUUUGGAGUAUGGCUAGCCCCCCAAAUGUUCAGCUACAGUGGAAUUACUCUGUGUGCACACACACACACACUGCUGAGAUAUGUUUUGAACGGCUGAUAACAGCCAUUUAUUUAAAGAUAAAAUAGACGAGCUUAAUUGUGCUCCAAGCAUAAUCUUGGCUAAUAAUAAUAAUAAUAAUAAUAAUAUGCAGUGCUUUUUCGGGGGGGGACACACACCCCUAAACAUUUUGUGUAUCUAAGUUUGGCCUCAUUGAGGGGCAGUAUUUCAAUAUGAGUAGGAAAAUGAGAGUACCCCAAACUUUUUUUUUAAGAAAAAAAAGCACUGAUAAUACGUAAUAUAUUUGCAUAACACUUUCAAGUGUCCCAAGUGCUUCAUAUACAUUAUCUAGAUGAAAUCUUUAUAAUAACCCUAUAAUGGAAGUCGGUGUUGUUACUUUCGAUCCAUGGAAGGCAGGCUAUUGCCGAGUAAAAGGAUACAUCAUGGAGCAGGUUGAAUAGAAACAUCAGAACUGUGGGGCUGAGGCAGAGGUUCAUGGUAAGAGAGCAGAGAUGUUAUAAAAUGUGUUCCUAUUUUUAUCUGUUGUACGGUGAGUAUGCAAGAGGCAUGCAGUGUGAAUGAGCUUGGCCUGGGAUGCAAAAGGGAGAGCUGGGUUCUCUCAAGAGGAAGUGAAAUAAUAAUAUUGGGAGAAGUGGUGUUUGGUUUUUUUUAAUUAAAAAAACAAACACUUAAAAAAAUAUUAAAUAUACAUUGAUGACCCUUAAAUACUCUGUCCCUCUGCCAAUCUAAGCUGAGAAUAGCACUGCCACAUGUCUGAGCAGUCCCUUUAAAAAUCUCAGGUGCUUUCAGAUACUGCUGGAGAGCCCUGGAUUGAUCACUUGUUCCCCUUCCUGGGGCAUCCCCAUCGCUCUAGACAACUGAGGACCAAUGCUGGAUCAAGUGGAGAUCAUCCUUCCGUCUUAUGCUCUGUCUUAUUCCUCUUCACUUUCCUGAUUCUUCAGUGCAGGGGUGGGGGGACCUGGUGCCCUCCAAAUCCCCAUCUUCCUCAGCCAGCAUGGCCAUGUUAGAAUUCCUGCUCCAUGAUUGCAGUCAUGGGAUUUUUUUCUAUCUCAUGACGGUGUAUGUUUUGACUCCACAAAGUGGGAAGUGACGAAGACAGGAUGUUUGUGUUACUGAGUUCCGUGAAGUGGGACUAGUGUCCUGUGUUCUUUAUCUUUGCUGUCUGAUGCUCUAGAGAGAGGGAGCCAUGUUGCAGUGCUCCGUGUGUGUUUAUAUGUAAAUAAAGUAGAUCAGCCAAAAUGCUGAGUUGCUGAGGUCUGUUACGCAAGCUGCAAAGACUCUGCGGAUCCCUAAGUAUGCUGAUGUCUGUUGGCAUUGGUCGCUUUGAUGUUCGGGCUGAAGAAAGCUUUUGAAGCUCCCGAAUGAAUGACCAGGAGGGGGAGAACAUGCCAGUCAGGCAUGUGACUCUACCAGGGUCCUACUCGAGUGUAGGAUGAGCUCCUGACAGGUCAGGGACAAUGAGAGUAACCUCUCAUCAGUAACCUCUGGAAGGUCACAGGUUCCCAUCCCCACUGUAUUCCUUUCUUCUAUCCCAGCACAGACACACAUAGAAAGAGGUUUCCAACUCCAGCCCCUGUUUUGCUAACCACACCCUUGAACAGUAUAGAAAUCAUGGUGCCAGGUGGACUUCUGGGAUUUAAAGCAGACCUGCCCAACUGGUGAAUGGGGUUGUCAACUUCUGAAUUAAGCGCUGUGGCUGUGUGUCUUUAACAGCAGCUUGAUGUGUAGACAUUAGCAGGUGACUGUCCUCAUUUACAUGAAAAGCUUCACUUCUUGCUUUCAGCAGAUUCCAUAGCUUUUCAAGGAACAAGCGGGCCAGACCAGGCCAUACCACUCCUCCAUUUCUCCUUCUCUCUGUUAUUAUCCCUCCCCCAUCACCCUCCUUCAUGGUCUAACCCCCACCACCUCCACCAGAGUCCCAUCACUCCAUUGCAGUUGUAGACCUAAUCCUGCAAAGCAAUUUCACAUUUAGGACAUUUUCGUAACUUCUACCUUUGUAGGCCAAGAAGUUCUUCCAGAGGUAGCUGUGAUGACUGCAAAGAGCCGCAGACGAUAGCACAACUCACAAAGCACGUGCAAAGUCUUAAGAGGAAAAUCAGGAAAUUUGAAGAAAAGUUUGAGCAAGAGAAGAAUUAUCGGGUGAGAAACCACCCUGUUUCUGUGGUGUUUGAUGAGGCGGAUGAGACUGCAUUUGACUUGCUGGGUCACAGUGUUUAUGUGCCUGGAUUAAAUUAUGUUUCUUUCUUGUUGUUUCCUGGGUCCAAAGCAGAUGCAAAUCUGCUUUACUAGUAUUUAUGUUGGUGGGAGACAUGGCAGUCACUAGUGUUGAUGGCUGCAAGUGACCUCAUAACUACAAGUGACCUCAUAAAGGUCUGGGCUAGUUAAGCAAUGAUGUCACAAAUACUCAGGUGCUGGUUAUCAGAUACACUUGCCACGUUAAGCAAAAAGAGCCAGUAGUCACCUGGGCACUAGCAAGGUUAGGGAGCAGCAAUGUGCAGUCUUAUUAUACAGGCUGGUGAAAGGGCAGGUAAGUCAUUUUUGUCAUUUAGACUCUAGUGGGGUUUGGAUGCCAUCAGUGUAUAACAGAGUUUGGCAGUCAAGUUACUUUUGACCCAGCCUGGACCACAAUCCAGAUGUCAGCUGGAACGUUAUAUAUUCUGGGUUAAUAAAUGCAGAAUGUAUGUGGGCAACUUUGCCCAUUAAUAAUGAGAGCUGUAUGAAUAACAACAGCCACAGCCUAACUACCUGGCUUCCCCCUUGUUCUUUCCUGUCCAGCCUUCUCACGCUGACAAAAUAUCGAAUCCCGAAGUAAUGAAAUGGAUGAACGACUUGGCCAAAAGUCGGAAACAGCUUAAAGGUACACACAACUAUCAGCUGCAGUCUGUAGGAUAGGUCAUUUCUCUUUCACCAAUAAAUCUGGUGGAAGACACAGGGGGAAAAUGCUUCUUAGGGAAGUUUAGGGAAGUUUUUAAUAUUUAAUGCUGUACUGUUUUUAACAUCUGAUUGGGAGCCGCCCAUAGUGGCUGGGGAGACUCAGCCAGAUGGGCGGGGAAUAAAUAAUAAAUUCUUCUUCUUCUUCUUCUUCUUCUUCUUCUUCUUCUUCUUCUUCUUCUUCUUUUCUUUUAGCACUCGGAGUCAUUUCUCACUAGUGCUUGAAGGAGGGUCAAAUUCAGCCAGAUGCUGAAAGACCGAUAUUUAAUAUUGUCUUGAACCUUACCAGAAAAGCAACUAAUUUCCUAAGAGCAGGAGUGGACAGUUGUUGGACUUUAGUUCCCAUAAUCCCCCACCAGCAUGGACAAAGGUCAGGGAUGAUGGGAGUUGUAGUCCUGCAACAUCUGGGAGAGGUGCACAGAAUAGAAUACACAAAACUACCAAGUCUUAUCAGCCAUCACCUCCCUGAAAGCAUCCUAGGAACUGUAGCAAUACCCCAACCCCACUACCCUAGUCCUCAGUUUUCUCUAGGGAGAAGGAAGUUGGGUUAAGCUUGUGUAAGCUGGCAGUGUAGGUUUGCCCUGUAAAGUGCCGUCUGCCAGGAGCUGUUCCUGUGGAAGCAUCAAUGAAAUGAAUGGGGCUUGAAUGGAAAUCAGGCUUGGAGAUUCCAUCCCUUUUCCUGUAAUUUUAAACAGCAGCAUCAUUGAUCUCCCUCAGUGCCACAGAGUGCAACACUAAUGAAGUUAAUGCUGAGCUAAUAGCUUCAUUACACUGAUACCUUUUACACACUCAUAGUUAAGUGAUGCGUUUGAUCCUGUGUUACCAAACUGCUUAAAUUCCCCCCAUUUAAUUUCCCCCCAUUCUGUUAAGUUGUGAGUGUCGGAUAUUCCCUUGAGUGUGAGUUUCCUAGGCUUCCAUUAUAAACUGUAUCCCAACCAGAAGGAAAUCACGUCCACUUCAUACUUUUUCUUCAAUUAACAAUGAGGGUUAUGCUGCAUGAUGAGACAGAUGAGGUUGGGGUUGGGUUUUUUUUUUUUUUGCAAAAUGCAAAGUGGAAUAAAUCAGGACAAGUAACCUAAUCAUCGUACAGUGGUACCUUGGGUUACAGAUGCUUCAGGUUACAUACGCUUCAGGCUACAGACUCCGCUAACCCAGAAAUAGUACCUCGGGUUAAGAACUUUGCUUCAGGAUGAGGACAGAAAUCGUGCUCCGGUGGUGUGGCAGCAGCAGGAGGCCCUGUUAGCUAAAGUGGUGCUUCAGGUUAAGAACAGUUUCAGGUUAAGAACAGACCUUACUGGUACUUAACCCGAGGUACCACUGUAUUAUCAUUAUUAUGAAGGCAUGUGCAAAGUUGAGAAUGGCCACAGCAGGUGGAAUUCAGAUGCAGAGCUUCCUGUGGGAAGCUGGAGUGAUUUAAGUCUGUUUUAGUCUACUGAUGUCGGUGCAUCAGAGGCGUGUCGCAAGGGCAGAAUGUGGGAGCAAGGAUCCAGGGCCACACUCAGAAGCACAAUGAGGAGGAGGAUCCCCAAAUGCAGUAAAGCAAAGAGGUAGCCAUUGUGAGAACAGGAUGCUGGACUUUGAUCUGAUUCAUCAGGGAUCUUUUUAGGUUCUUAAAACCAGGGGUUUUAACACACAUUUUGUGAGCUACCAUAUAUGGACGGGGGAUUGCAUUUAACUCUGUGGGUCACCUGUAAGGGUUGUAGGUGAGCAAUCCAGCUCAGUGGUAGUAGUGGUGGUGAUUGUGUGUGUGUGUGCACAUUUUGUGGUGGUAGAAGGAAUGUGUUGCAAGUGGUUGCUCAUUCGUAUCCUGGGAAUUUUCCUCCCAGAGCUGAAACUCAAACUGUCAGAAGAACAAAGCUGCCCCCUCAAAGCAACUCAAAGGAACCUUCAUCAGGAGAGCUCCAAAGAGACUGUGAAGCAGGACACAGCAGGAGCUCCCCCGAGCCCCUCCGUAGAAGAAACCAUGGAUGCCGUGAUGAAACGACUGAAUGAGAAGCGGCAGCAGCUCCAUAUCCCCGAGAACGUUAAGGUAACACGGCUCUUUUAUGGUAUUUCUAUCUGCACAGCCUCGAGCCAAGUUCAGCUCCUGAACUGUUGGGCCUGUUUGUCAUGUGCCGAGCCACCAAAAAGGCAGUGGCAGUUUCCAUGCAUUGCUGUCCCACCCCUUCAGUGUAGCUCCACGUUUUGCCACCAACAGUUUAGAAGAGUUAAAUGAAACAGUUUAGUAGAUUUAUACGAAAACUGCAGGGGGAGAUACAGUCCCUCCUUUACAAAUAAUGUCUUUAGGAAGUCUUGGACAAAGAAGUGAUAGGCUGUUCAGAGAAAAUGUGCAGUUCCUGGUCAGUAUGUUUCAUGAAACUUCCACUAGGAAUGAGAGGUGUGCAAUAGAACACUAAUGUUUAGAGUUGUCUAUAUAUAUAUUUUUAAAAAACUUUUUUUUGCAUCACUCUUCAGCAGAAAGAUGCUGCCUGAGCAGCAGCUUAGGCAAGAUAAAAACAAAACAGUCCUGUAUAGAACAUAACACAAAAGGAAAAGGCAACGAGGAGGGAUGAGCAAAACAAGUCAGCUUAGACAUCCAUUAUUAAGAAUACAGAGUAGUUCUUGUAAUGGCCACCUGUAGGAAUAUAAACAAUUCAAGAAAAGGAGGAGCCAGUUGGAGCUGGUCUCUCAGCUGAACAGCCCUGCACACCAUCUCCCCCCUGCAGCCUGACAGAUUGCUGCUGUUGGGUGACAAUUGAGAAGAGAGGGCAUCUUGAUGGAUCUAGUCUCUCAGCCGAACUGAUGGCGUGUCCCUGCUUCCCACUUCUUGCUCUGCCACAGCCUGGUGGAAUGGCUGCUAGAUGUCAGUUGACGGAGGGAAGACCAUGAUGGGCCUCGUUUAUAUGUCAACAACAUAAUUAGGGAGCAUGUGUUUUAAGACUUUAGGCCUUGUGUGUGUUGUUCGUAAGCUCUCAUGUCUUAGACAAAUGUUACAGGCAAAAAUAACAGCCUCAGUCCGGAGAUAGUGUCCCAUUGAAAUCAGUGGGACAAGGACAUCUCUCUUUUGCUGGACUGGGCACAACGUCUUCAUAACAAGGGAUGAGGGCUGUUUUAAUUGUGAUGAUGGCCAUGUGGAGACCGUCAUAAAGCAGUGGCCCACUUAGGAACUCCAGGGCACCGGACUCAAGGCUUAUCAAUGUGCCAUCAGCUGUAUAAAGCAUUUGCACAGGAAGAUGCUUCUCUGUGGUCUUUGUGUGGCUGUUCCCAUGUUUAAAUCAGCCCCAAGGGUUUUUAAAGAGACAUUUUUGUGUCCUGCCUUAUGUCCAAGGUGGUAUCCAAUGAUCAUGAUUUUUAGGCAAUAACUACAUGACCCUCAGUUUAGGCUAAUCUGCUUGUCCCCACUCCUCCACAUGCAGCUGCUGGGUGACCUUGGGCUAGUCACACUUCUCUGAAGUCUCUCGGCCUCACUCACCUCGCAGAGUAUUUGUUGUGGGGAAGGAAGGGAAAGGAGAUUAUUAGCCGCUUUGAGACUCCUCAGGGUAGUGAUAAAGCAGGAUAUCAAAUCCAAACUCCUCCUCUUCUUCUUCUUCUUCUUCUUCUUCUUCUUCUUCUUCUUCUUCCUCUUCCUGUCGUUUGUAGUCUGAUAGGCAAUCUGACCUAGAAAGUGAAUGCAGCAUCAUAGCACCAGUGGAGAUCAGCUUUGUUUUUAAGUUAACUUAUUUAGUUUUGAGAACUUCUCUGCAAUGUGAACCUUUUCCAUCUCAGCCUGACUCAUCUGGUUCAGUUGCUUACCAACAUAACCUAGGCUGUUGUUAUUAUACAUCAGAUCUAUCCCAAAUAAAGGAUCUAUCAUCCAUGGUUUAAUCGUGGAUGUGGGGGCCAACCUGGCAUGUGUUACUGAGACCUGAGUGGGUGAGCUACAUGGAGUUAGUCUUUGUCCAGUCUAGGUGUCAUUGUGAUGCACAGCGAUUCAUUCUCUCCCAAAAGUGGUGGUGAUGGACACUUGGAUGGUUAGAAAAGAGAAUUUGACACAUUCAUGGAGGACAAGCUGAAGAAGUGCAUUGCAAUAUUCGGAGAAGUGUCAGUUUCAAACAGUGGAUGAGUUUUGGAUCGUGUAUUGUUUCAGAAUCUACCAAAUUUGGUAGGUUCACCUUUGAAAUGAGAACUGAAUCAAAUUUCACUUCCAUCCUUACAGUGAUUGUAGGAGAUGCUUUGUCACUCUUGCGGUGCUGUGAUGUAAAAUUGAUUUAUUGUGGUGGUGGUUUGAUUUUUUUCCGGAUUGUUAUAUUUUAUUAUGUAGCAUAUAUUUUUUAUGAUUUUCCCUGCUCUGGGAUUGAUUUUAAUGAAGAGUGGAUUAUAAACCACCCAUAUAAAUCAGUACACAAAUUAAAUCCAAAAACAACCCUUAGCGGCUUUUGCUCUGCUUGCUUAUCACCCCCACCCCCCGUCCUGCUCCCUGGCCACAAUUUAAUUCGGCUACUUAAAAUUAUACCAAGAAAUCAUGAGCUCUGUCAGAAGCAUAUAUAUGAAAGCUGGUUUAUCCCCGUUAAUCCUCAGAAGUUUAAAACAAAUUGCAGAACUUUUCAGGCAGCUGUAACUGGUCUAGGAUUAGUUAAAUGUGUGCACUCAUAUGGCACCUGCAAAAUAAGAGUGGGGAGUGGAUGUUUUUUCAUCUCUGCCCAGUCCUGUAAGCUGCUGCCUGAGAAGAUGUUGCACGAGAGCCAGGGCUGAUACCAGGAAAGAACUUUGUCUCCUUUGUCUGAAAUUCAGUGCAGACAGCCUGCGGCACAUACAAACAAGGUUGAAGUUACUCCACUUUAGCAAGGAUGGAGGAUCUCUUAUGGUCAGGAAGCAUAGUACCUCUGGUGGGAAACACGUUGUGCUCCUUCUGGGGUAGUUUGUCUACCUUUGGUCCCUACCCUGCAGUGGGGACCCAGGUUUACGAGUCAACUACAAUAAGGCUGUAAGAUGAGAUUACUUGAAACAAUUUAUGGGAGAUGGAUAGUAAAGAAAAUCAAAUGCAUUUGUAUUUUUUCCCCCUAGGAUGAUAAUUAAAUUAAAUUUGAUGAGCAUCAGCUUUGGGGCUUGUUUUUAGAGAGCCUUCCAGGUUUACCCAAUCUAAUUAGGUACAUGCCUGCAUGAAGACCGAUCGAAAGGCCCACAGUGCUUUCUGAAUCAGAGAGAAAACUCUAAGAAUAGGAUAUCAAAUGACACUUGUUGGUGCUGGAGGAAGCGAGGAACCUUUGACUGAUUCAUCAAAACAACUCUGUAAGCUUUAUCACUUUGAAAUAUAGCCACUUUCUAAGGGGUCUUCAAGGCUUUGUGCAUAAUUCAGAAACCUGCAGAUGGUUAUACAGCACAGAAAGAAGAGGACCUAAUCUAGCUAAGGUUUGUUGGGGCUAAUGUUACAGUUACAAGCUGUGCUGAGUACACGGAAUAAGUCAGUUGCAAGUACAGGCAACCCCCAAUUUGCGUGGGGUUCCAUUCCGAGUCAUUGCACGCUUGUGUGAAAACUCAUGCAAUUAGAACACCCCCUUCUGCCCUGCCCCACCCUCUUCUGCCCCUUUAGUGAUGCCUUUUAUGACGUUUCUGGGUUUGGCGAUGUGCACAUGUGUGCAGUUGUCCAUAUAUUGGUCACGCCUAAAAGUCACAUUUCUUUCACUGAGACUUGGACAGGCUGAGGCCAAACUGUAAUUAUUCCACGUGUAUUGUGUUUUGGUACAACUUCUGCCUGCGCAAGUCCAUGCAUAUGUCCAAAUUGGAGAGGCAUGGAUUUCUUUUAUACUGUGGAAUAUAAUGCAUCUUUUCAUGUUCCUUCUUGCUUUUCCUACAUGUAAUGUAUAAAUGGAAGUGGAGAGAACGGGUUGAAAUUUUCUGCCUGUUGAUUAGCUAGUUUUAUGCGUGCAGCCUGAUGGGUACUUAAAACCUGGCGAAGGGAGGACUGACUUUCUUGAUUCUGUGUAGAUGUUUUCUAGUUAAAGUGUUUCAGAACAGGAGAUUUAUGCGUGGGAAAAGAGAAAGUACAAUAAAGCAAAAGAAACUGGUGUAUUUACGGAUGGACAGAGCAAGCUUCUUUCUGUGCAUGCUCAUGCAGGAGAAAUUAGGUGUCUCCCAGCAUAUUCUAAGGUGGACCUGCAUAUAUCAAUGGCUCGGGAACUGCACACACUCUGCACAUGUAUUUCCUGGGGCUGAGUUGCCACCUUGAGCAGUAGGUGCUGUAGACUUGGUUCCCGUGGCUGGCUUUGGAGCUAUGUAUGCUAUGCACUACAGCUUUAACAGCAGAAAUAGCCACUUACCUUUGUGGAUCUGUGGGGCUGGCCCCUUUGCUGCCUUAGCGUGGCUGUGCCGUAGGCAGUGGUGGCCUGCCAGAGGGGGUGUGGUUUCGUCCUCAUGCAGAGGAACAGUGGGGCUUCCUUUCUGGUUGUGCAAUGACGCUGCAUGCAGUUAAAGCUACUGGUCUUGUGUGCAUGUGCCUCUGCAUCAGGGUUGAAGAGGCUAAUUAUGCAAAUAUUUACUUCCUGCUUUCUCAUACAUCAAUUGAACUGGACUAAAAAGAAAGUCUGUCUCCCUCCCCCUCUCCUUUGGUCUGCCCUCAGCUGAUUUGCUUGAGGAUAGCUCAGUGAGAGAACACAUGUCUUCUCUGAGAAGGUCCCAGGUCCAGGCCCUGACCUCUGCAGUUCAAGGAUUGCUGGUUGCAGGUUGGAGAAACGUCCUGUCUGGGGCCUUGGAUAUUACUGUAUAAGAAUUCAGUAUAAGGGAGCUUCAUACGUCUGCUCAGUUUUUCUUCCUCUCAGCCCCCAUUUCCAGUACCCUGACUAUUGCAUGCUUCCCCAUGCAUCAUAUCCUUAAGGAUUUGCUUCCUGGUUUUUCCAUUUAUCCUACAGCAAAGUUUGUAUCUUACUUAAGGUGGGAUUCACCCAACACACCAUGUUAGUGGAGGUCCUGGGCAAUGGGGCUAUCUCAUUGCACCUGUCCCCUUCAGUUGGCUCGGGGUUGGUGUUGGGGGGUGAUCCCCCAGAACAGCACUGGGGAGGGAGAGGGGGGAGAGUUUCAUCUGGCUGCAAUGCUUGAACUGGUGGGAUGUUUGCAGUAGAGGGAUUUUUAAGUCUACUCUUGGUCUUUGAUUACGCUGGGCUUUUGUGUCUUUGUAGUUGCUGCCCUGAAUGUAUAGAUCUUAUAUAUUGUGGAAAUGGAGGAUUACACCAUAACUGAAGGUUGGAAAUGUGGAUCAGCAAAUCAGUCUAUUUCUGGUCUGCAUCACUAAUCGAACCCAUUUCUGAUGUUCUUCAUUUUUUAAAUCUGCACACGAAUUCGCAUUUAGCUACAUGUUUAAAUCAUUUAGUUGCAAAUGUAUUUUUUCUUCAAAAUAUGCAUAUUUAAACAUGUUCUGUUACUGUUUUUGAGCCACUGGAACAUCUGGUUUAAAAAUCUGGCGGACAACUUAAGUUUCAAUCUGCAUCUUUGUCUGCGAGGUUCAGAUCAGGUCAGGUCAAAUGAGGAUUCUCAGAUACUGAAUUCCUCAAGCUUCUCCAGUUACCAGUGCCUUUAAACUUUCCCAGGAUGGGACGUCUGUCAAAAUGACCUUUGAGCCAAACCUACUUGUACUGCUUCUCAUUGUAACUGUCCAUAAUGUGGUUUCUAGAACUGCAUAGUUGGUGCCUUGGCAUUUUCACUAGGCCUUCCAUAAGAAUGGACAAUCUUGAGGAUAUGACAUGACCGAAAUCCUUUCAGCCAGCAGGAGCAGGCAAAAAUGUAUGACUUCUUUCAGUGUUUUUACCUCAUUUUGUCUUGGCUUGAGUCCCUCUUUCCUAUUAUUUUGAGGCAGAAAUUAAUUGUGGUGCUAAGACUCAAUUAUGUCAAAGGAGAGGUUAGUAGAUAUCUGGACAGUCCGCGGCUUGACAAUCCUUAUGUUGACUGACAGUCAACAGCAAGUCACUAAACCAAGCACCCAGCGCCAUAACAGUGCCAGUAUUUUGAGACAAUGGAUCAUGCAGUUGUCACGGGCAAGGAGUGUACAGAGACAGUGGCAAUUUUGAUCCCAGCACUGCUGGCCAUCUGUUUUUGCAGGACUACUGGAGUCCAACUUCUACACAAACAGUGAAAUUGUUAGCCAACGAGGAGUUUCUUCCUCAUUUUUAAAUCCCUAUUGCAAAAAAAAAAAAAAAAGCAGUGGCAUGAAGUGCAUUUGUGUGUUUUUUUAAAAGCCAGAGUCACACUUUCCUCCUGCUACUGUUUAUGCUAAAGAAACAUAAAGCAGCGUAUAGAUUAGGACCAACAACGCUUCUUCUUUGGCACCCAGCACAAUACAGACAUCUUGUUUCACCAGAGUCAGUAUGGUGUUGCUUCUUAUUUCUUUUCAGGGAAACAAGCAAGAUAGGAGCCUGAUGAAGCCCCUGUAUGAAAGAUACAGAAUUAUCAAGCAGCUUCUGUCGACGCCAUCUUUGAUCACAACCAUUGUAAGUCCAAAGGAGGUUCCGGAAAUAAAUCUGCCCAAAUUUUUGCCUUUUUAAAGGCUCCAUUCAUAUGAAGUGUUUUGCCCACUAGGGAAUCCUUCUCACGGAAUGUGUUGAGGGAAUAGUACAGCCAAGGGAACUGCAAAAUAGCACUCCCAAGAAUGGAAUAGCAGCUGUUCAGAAUGCUCAGUAGUGUGUUUAUUUAGGCUCCAUCUUGCCUCUCUGUAUAAUGAUUGUUGUUGCUCUUUUAAAAAAUAAAUUUACUGUUUUACAGUUUUAAUUAACCCUGCAGAUUGACAAUACAUCCAGGACUACUGCUGGAAACCAAUGUUACGCUGGUGUUUUCCACGCAGUGCUGGAUUUACGUACCUCCCACUCUCUUGGGGGCCCUCAAAAAAAUUAAAGGAAAAAACCCUGUAUUAAUUGUAUUUCAGUUCAACAAUUUCUUUGAUAAAAUACAUAUUUUGUUAUGUGCAAAUGGCUUUGGAUACCUAUUAGGUCCGUAAAUUACCAUAUAGCAUAUAUUCAACACUAAAAGCAGCGACAAUUUGUUGUUGACAAAGGACAGCUGGACAUAUAAAGGGCCCCAUUACCUUCAGUAGCUUAGCGCCUCAUCAAACCUAAAUCCGGCCCUGUUUCCACAGCAGACUAAUAACCCUUGGGAGUUAAAUAUGUCCAUACAUACAUCUGUAAAUCCCUGGGAGCAACAUCUGGGGGACACAAUCGACAUGUGCACACUUUGUUUAUUUCCACACUUGGUGCAUGACACUGGUCUUCACACCGGUGUUUCCCACAGGAAUCCUGAUGUGUCCUGCCCUUCCUUUCCCACAUUCCUGGGUAUCCCCAUCUUUUGGAUUAGGGAAGUUGCAUCCCAGGCAGAUUUGAGUCCCCGGGUUCUCUUCUUUUAAAAAGUAACCACUGUGUCUAGCUCAAACUUUGAAAUACAAAGCUUGUACAGCAUUAGGAAACAAUGACCAUCCUUUGGGAAGGUGUCUUUUAUGAGAGUGAAGUAAGCCAAAUUGUUUGUUGCUACCCCAUUAAGGGUGUGCCUCACUUUUCUUUUCUGUGGCAAUCUGCUAACACGAGUAAGGCUGCAAACACAAGCAUUAUUCCCAAGAAAUAAAAUGCAUUGGACUCAGCAUUUUUACUUGUUUAGGAUUGGGCUUCAAGGCUAGCGCCAUGGAAAUAGUUCUGAAGGAAAACUAGAUCCCAGAAAUUGCAGUUUCUUACAUUCAUAUUAAGAGGCGGUGUCACAUAAAGCUAAUUCCCUUGUGGAAAUGACCACGUGAAUUCCUGAUUAAGAGUGUGUAGCUUAUGUCCUGAGGAGAUUCUGUCAGUCACAUUUUCUUAGCAUUAUUUUUUAACCAUGGUUAAUCUCAUGCACUUUCUAUGGAACUUUCUCAGUAGUUAUUUCUGAUGCAGAUCUAUUUUAUGUUUCCUUUCCACUGAUGUGCAUGCAGGUAAUUAAUUUGAUAACCCCCAUUCUGUGUUACAAGCAGGAGGAGGAAGAUUCUGAUGAAGAUCACUCCCAGAGCAGCUAUGAAUUGUCCUCCGCCAUGUCCCUCCAUUUGCCUUCUGACGAACAUCUCUGUCAUUCAGAUGAGGAGAAUGAGCCCGCCUUUGUGUCACCCCUGGAUGAAAAGAAAGCAGUCAAACAGCCUGCCCUGUCAAUGUCCAACUUGCACGAGGCCACAAUGUGAGGACGGACUUUUGUUUCUUAAACUGGACAAAAUAGCACGGUCGUUCCUUAGGGGGGAUACAGUUUCUGACAAGAUGCAGAAGUGUGGGGAACAAAUAGCGCAAAUCUCCCCGUCAUCUCUUCGCAUUGUGCUUUGAAGUGAUCCUAAGCCAUCUGUUCAGAUGCCUAAUGUAACAGAGGAUAUAUUUUUGUUUCAUGACUGUGCUAAUAGGCUUUUUACAGCAUCAACAAUGACCCACAGCUACAAACAGUAAAUACGUAUUGGAAAUUGGCCUAAUGUAGUACAACUUUUCCUACUUGCCAUAAAAUAAUAAUAAUAAUAAUAAUUAAUAAUAGUGUAAAAUAGUGUAAAACUACAAUAAUGUAAAUCACUGUGUCUUGUCAGAACUUUCAAUAUCUAUUGGAAUUAAUUAGCAAAAUGCAUGUCGUUUGAGAGCAUCCUGUCCUAGGCAUGGGCUGAAAGAGGAGCACCUGUUGAAGCUGCAUGCAUAUUCCUGAUCCCAAAUCUGUCACCUGUCUGUCACUUCCAGUGUUUUCAGACACAAUUCUCCUUUUGCAGGCCCGUGCUGCUGGAACAUCUCCGAGAAACGAGAGCUGAUAAGAAAAGGCUAAGGAAAAUGUUACGAGAAUUUGAGGAUCAGUUCUUUAAGCAAACAGGAAGGUAAGGCAACUACAUUCAUGCUUGGUCUCUGUACCCCUUCUGUAUGUCGCUGCUGACCUAGACAGUCACAGAUCCUGAAGAGUAAGUUGUCUACAGAUCUCUGAGUGAGCCUUUCCCCUGUAGUACUAAAAUCCUGAGAAUUUUCCUCUGGUGACUACACAAACCAAGAUUUGCCAAGGAUUUCUGAUUUUGCCAUAGCAAAGGUACCCUUCUUUUCCUAGGAAUUGAAAUUGGCAGGCACACAUCAUGCUCACAACUCUCUGCCCUCCACCACAAAAAAGUUUAUUACUGAGGUGUGUAAGAAUAAGAGGUAUCUUCCUGCAGGAGAACUUCCUCCCUAUGUGCCUAUGAUUGGAAAGAGACAAGUCCAGAGGAGCCAUUUAUGCAGAGAUAUAAUGGGCAGCCACCUCUGUCUGUCUGUCUGUCUGUCUGUCUGUCUGUCUAUGUGUGUUGGGUUUAAUUGAGUUGUACCAGCAUACUGGCAGUUUUAAGUUUGCCACAAUGUACACUUUUGGGGAUUACUCUCCUGCUCAUUCCAUGGGAGUAUUUGUUGGCCAUUUGUAGAUGAGGACAGCACCUAUGAUUUGUUGAAAAGACGACAUAUUAGAAUAGCUCACAUACAGAGCAGAUCCAGUGGUCUUCAACAUGUUAACAAACGUAUUAAUGUGUGUGAGUGCUGGGGUGUCCCACAGUCUCUGAACCCCACUGUUGCAAGCAAGCACAUAGCCUAACCUUGCAUACAGUUCUCUCCAACAUUCACUUGCCUCUUCUUUGGAAGAAGACUGUCUGAAUGUGGGUUUUUAAAUAUCAAUUCCUAAAAACAUAUCUGCACUAUAUUUUCUUUCCCCUUGUUAUAUGUGGGAACCUAUAAUUAAAGAGACAAACACAAAACUCAUAUUUGAGCCAGAAGUGCUCUGCGAAAGCUUGCUCCUUUUAAGCCCCAGCAUUCAAAUUUUGCCGCUUUACAGGACUCCCCAAAAGGAGGACCGCAUCCCCAUGGCAGAGGAGUACUUGGAAUACAAGCACAUCAAAGCCAAGCUGAGGCUGCUGGAGGUCCUCAUCAGCAAGCAUGAUGUCUCCAAAACCAUCUGA
Molecule: messenger RNA, 46338 nt
Organism: Podarcis lilfordi (Lilford's wall lizard)
Lineage: Eukaryota; Metazoa; Chordata; Lepidosauria; Squamata; Lacertidae
Source: the annotation of a GenBank genome assembly